Messenger RNA from Pelobates cultripes (western spadefoot toad), 48706 nucleotides. The record is from the annotation of a GenBank genome assembly. Lineage: Eukaryota; Metazoa; Chordata; Amphibia; Anura; Pelobatidae.
CUCACCACCGGAUCACCAGGGCUGCAAUCUCCCCUCUCCCUGGGCAAAGGUAAGAAGGGAGGGGGGAAUAUAACUAAAAAAAGAAAUUAAAAUGCAUAUAAGUAGCCAUGUAUUUAAGUACAUGGUUUAUUUAUUUAUUUAAAAAAAAAAAUAUAUAUAUAUAUAUAUAUAUAUAUAUAUUUGCCUAUAUCUGCACCCUCACACACACACACUGCACCACAGACACGCACAUUAUGCCUUAUACACACACUGCACCCCUCUCUCUCACUCACACACACACACACACACAAAUACAAUGCAUCCUUCACACACUGCAGCCCUCUCACACACACACUACAUUCCUUGUAAACACUCUGGAUCCUCUACACACACACACACUAGAUCCCCUAUACACACUCUGGAUUCUCUACACAUACAAAAGAUCACCUGUAGACACACAGUGCACCCCCCCCCACACACACACACACACACACACAACAUGCCUUAUACACACUACACCACUUACAAACACUACAUCCCGUGUAAACACUCUGGAUCCUCUACACAUACACACAAGAGAUCCCCUAUAGACAUACACAUUUCUGACAUACACACUCUGGAUCACCUAUGCACAGACUAGAUGCUCUACACUCAAACACGCACACUACAUUCCCUAAACACACACUCUCUACAAUUCAUACAAACACUACAUCACUUACACACACACAUAUAUAUAUAUAUAUGCUACAGUCUCUUUGCACACACUUGUUUCACCACCUAUACACACACACACUCUCUCUCUCACACUCUUCAAUCCCUAGUCACACAUAUUACACCACAAACACAUCACAACUGAAACCGACCAAUUUACACAAAACACCAGACCACAAUCAUGCUCAUUCUACAAACAAGCAAUCCCACAAGCAGCCUCCAAACACAUGCACAAUUCACUUUACUUGCCAUUUUGUCCUCUGGUAUCUCACUUAUGGAGACACCAGAGACCGAAAAAAUGCAGGGCCUUUUUCUCAUGCUAGAGCUCUUCAGCAUAGCUCUGUGCAUGGGCUGCUCUGGAAGAGCAUUGUACCAAAAUGCCCGGGCUGAUUUUUUUUUCCUAGUCCCUGCCUGCUGAAAUUGAAAUUUUGCCCAAAAAAGGGUCAAAUCUGCCGAAAAUGACACGCUUCCCCUACCCAGAGUACUGCACGCAGGGUGUCAUUUUCGGCAGAUUUGACCCUUUUUUGGGCAAAAUUUCAGUGCAUCCCUAGUUAGUUUGGAAUGAUCUCCCUGAAGUAAACCCAUGUUGUCUCUGAUCUUGAAAUCAAUGUGAUUUUAGAUGUUCAACAAUCCUAUCCUUUAACAUGGUUUCCAUUACUUUCCCCACUACUGAAGUAACAAUCACUGGUCUAUAGCCCGACACCUCCCUACUACCUUUCUUGAGAAUUGCCACAACAUUCACUAAUUUCCAAACUUCUGGAACAACACCCAUUAACAAUGAUUGGUUAAAUAAAUCCAUUAAUAACUUUGGGUGUAGCCCAACUGCCCCUUAGUCUUUACUUUAGACCAGUGUUUCCCAACCCAGUCCUCAAGGCACACCUACCAGUCCAGGAUUUAGGGAUUACCCAGUUGUGUCUAAGGUGUUUUUACAAAGAAGAAAAAAAACACCUUAGACACAACUGGGUAAUCCCUAAAUCCUGGACUGGUAGGUGUGCCUUGAGGACUGGGUUGGGAAACACUGCUUUAGACAGCUGAAAUAGAACCUAUUUACUUUCCUUUUCUCACGUUUGCAUCUAAAAUGUUGUAGCUGACUUGGCUAUUUUCUUUUCUGGGUAAGUUUGGAAGCUUUUAUAACUUGCUUUGGUUCUUCCUGCCGAAUUGUAUCCAUCGAUACCACAGUGGUUUGUUCAAGUUUUUGCUCUUACUGACCAUCCGAGUUCUCUUGCCUUCACUAGUGCAACUUCUAAAAAAAUCCAAUUUCACCUGAACUCCAUUUAAACUGCUCCAGUCUGAUAAUGACUUCUUUACACAUAUUUUAUCUGAUAAUUAUAGUUAAAGGAACUCUAUAGUGUUCGGAAUACAAAACUAUAUUGUAGUUUUUUACAUAGCAGGGUUAAAGGGUUGUAGGCACCCAGAUCACUUUUUAUAAACCGCAAUAAUUACCUGCUGGGGUUAACUCCUCCCCUAGUGACGCUCUAACAGACAGAGGGACUUCCGCUGGACGUCCUUACGCUAUGAAUGAAGAUUUCCAGCGUCACUGGAAUUCCCAUAGGAAAGUAUUAAAUCCUAAUAUGAGCGCAGCCAUUACUGCACAUGCACAUUAGGUCUCCCCCGCCAUACAUAGGAGGGAAAAAGCAUAGGCGGAGCUGUGCCUACGUUGAGGGACAUCAGCGCUGCACCAGGUAAGUGACAGAAGGGGUAAUUAAUCUCAUCUGCACCAUGGGGGUGGGGGCAGUUUGUUUUCCUGACACUAUAGUUUCCCUUUAAGGGGACAGUGACACAGCACCCACACUACCUCACUGAGGGGAAGUGGACUAGGUGCCUAAAGUGUACCUUUAAUGUAUUGCUUUCUUCAAAUGUAAAUUAUUUAGAUUUAUUGCACUCACUACCACAUUUACUAUACAUAAUAUAUAUUAUGUAAAGUAAGUCUUUCCUGCAAGUUUGAGUACACUAAAGACAAGUUUAUGUUUUCCACUUAUGACUAAGGAUAAGUCAUCAUCAAACGCGUAGAGACUUUUCCUUUUUCGAACAAGUUUAGCUUUAUUUCAUGGCAUUUCAUUCUCAGGAACACUCUACUUGGUGCAAUGUCUAUAAAUGGAUAUAGGGUCACCAUACAACCAAAAACACAUCAUUAACCUUUACUCACCUGCUUGAAAGUGCUCGUGAGAAAGUAGAUGAGGGACAGCCCAAACACAAUACCAAGAACCCAUCUCUUGCGCAGAAUUUUCCUCCACACCAUAGAAAAUAAGUUAACCAUGGCAAAUAUUCCUGAAUUUAUGGCUACAGAGCCAAGUCUAUCCUAUAUUUUUAUUCUCCGCCAAUUACUGUUCAUCUAUAGCUAUACAACUAAUUGUAAAUCACACUUACAAUGGCGACCAUCGGCGGUCUCCAAAAAGUAGUCAUGACGCCAAAUAAUAUAUUACGCUAACCUGAGAUAUAAAUUGUUUACAUUGUAUUUAGCAAAUCUAGAAUGUCCUGUGUUUCUGAUAAAUUCGAAAGUGUGUGCAUAUAUAAAUAUACACUACACUUUCUGAGCAAAUAUAAUGUAUUUAAUGCCAAUAUUUAUUAUACUAGUGUUCUUGAAUUUCCCUUAGCACUUACAUAUAGCACACCUUCUAUACCUAUCUUUCAUUAUUAGAAGAAUAUAUUUAAAUAUAUAUAUUCUUAUAUACACACACAAUAUAUCAUUAACAAUACUGAUCUCUCCUUACACCUCCCCUAAAUGAAAAAAAGAAGAGACUAUGACCCGGAACCUUUAAAUGGUUAUUGGUCAUAGACCUGCCACUGGUUACUAUGCUGACAUUCGAACCCUGUUAGUAGCCCCGUUAGCCAACCCAAAUAGCCGACUGGCCCCGCUGACCCGGUACAGGAAUCAGCAGUGUAAGCAGCAGAGCUCUAAACACUAGAGUUUGGAUGAGUCGGCCAUCUUGCCGGCGUCGCAGAGCCGUAGACCGUUGUGUGGAAGGUGGCAAUGGAUAGGUGUUUGUUGUGCGUAGAGCUCGGGGGUACACCGUGCUGGGCUAGAGCUGAUUUAGAGUUGGAGGCUGACGUCAUCACCUGUGCGACGUGCGAAGCAGAGAAGGUGGGGUAAUUGGGGAAUUAUUGGUGAGAAUGAAGCCAAGUGUUGACAUGUAUGUGCUAUUAUGUGCUCGCUAUAUAGAGCUGUCCCUGAAGUAUAGAUGUAAUUCAAUGUAUUAUUAGACUGCCUUUACAGAGGUUAAUGUUGGACUGUCUAGAAUGUUGGACUCUCUUGGUAAACCUUUAUACAAGAUAACUGGAAAUAUAUGGUAUGUUUGUAUCGAUGUACACACAAUGUGCAUGUGGAUAUAGACAUGUCAUUUAUGUAUACAAUGUACAAUAGCCUUUCCAUUUAAUGAAAUAGUUUUUUUUUUUUUUUUAUUAAAAUGAAUAGUAAUUAACUAGACUUGCCAUAAAAUUGUAUAAUGCAUGAAACUACAAGUUGAUAUAGCAAGCAAUGUUGCUCUUUCUGUGGUUGUUAUGCAUAAAAAAAAUUUCUGGUGGAAAGUUAUUAACAAAAAAAAAAAGGUUCUAAUUUUUUUAUUAUUAUUAUUUUUUUUACAUAUAUGCAGAAAUACAAUUUUGAUUUCUUUUUCUCCCUACAUUGUUAUUUUCCAGCAAGUGAGAUGAACUGUGUCUGAUUUUUUUGAAAAGACCCAGAUGUCGACUUUCAAGUUCUUUAAAUCUUACAAAGUGUACUUGCAGAAAGUUCAUGUAUAAAGCAACGUUGAAACUGGAAGACGUCUACCUGCUCAUUUUCCCUUUUAGACAAUACAUUUUAAAUGUAUUGUUUUAAGGUCUUGAAAACAAUGCAGAGAAGACAUAGCAGCCUCACAGACAACCCUCCUCCAGAGAGGUAAGCUAAGACUAUCUAUUAGUAAUAAAUAAUUGGUGCACUAAGAAAUAUACUUAAUAUGGGUUAUUGUGUGUCUUGCUUGGGUAUAAAUGACCUAUUAUGAGAAAAAAACAAAUAUACAUUGAUUAGCCUCAACAUGCCUCAUUGUGUAGGUCACCCUCGUGCUACCAAAAUAGCUCUGCAUCAAGGCAUGGACUCCUCAAGACCUCUGAAUGUGUCCUGUGUUAUCUGGCACCAAAACAUUAGCAUCAGAUCCUUUAAGUCCUGCAAGGUGGUGCCUCCAGAUACAGCACAUCUCACAGAUGCGCAAUCGGAUUGUGAUCUGGGGAAUUUGGAGGCCCACAGCAAUACUGAACUAUUUUUAUGUUCCUCAAACCAUUCCUAAACAAGUUUUUCAGUGUGACAGGGAGCAUUAUCCUACUGAAAGAGGCCACUGCUAUCAGGGAACACCAUAGACAUGAAAGGGUGUAUAUAGUUUGCAACAAUCUCUAGGUAAAUGGAAUGUGUUAAAGUAACAUCCACAUAAAUGACAGUACCCAAAGUUUCCCGACAGAACAUUGUCGAGAGCAUAACCCUGCCUCCACCAGACUGCCUUCUUCCCUCAAGUGCAAUGACGCACACAAACCUGUUAUCCACCUAAUCUAAAGAAAUACCGUGAUUCAUCAGACCAGGCAACCAAAUUCCAUUGUUCCACGGUUCAUUUCUGACGCUCACGUCCCCAUUGAAGGUGUUUUCAGUAGUGGACAGGGCCAGCAUUAUGUUUUUCAUCAAUUUGAGGUACAGUAGCUCUUCUGUGUGAUCGGACCAGAUGGGCAAGCCUUGGCUCCCCACUUUGGUAGAUAUUAACUACUGCAUACUGGGAACACCCUUUAAGACUUGCCAUUUUGGAAAUGCUCUGACCCAGUCAUCUAGCCAUUACUAUUUGACCCUUGUCAAAGUCACUCAGAUCUUUUUGCUUUAACAUUUUUCCUGCUUACAACACUAAAAUCCAAGAACUGACUAAUAUGUACUACCCCUUGACAGGUGCCAUUGUACCGAUAUAAUCAAUGUUUUUCACUUCACCUGUCAGUGGUUUUAACGUUGUGGCUGAUCAGUGUAGAUAAUGUGAUACUGCAAUUAAAAUAAACCCAUGUCCCUUUAAAAUAGACUCACAAGAUGGGAGUGGUCUAGCACUACUCACACCUGCUGGCACUGGGAGGAUCAGACUCUGGCUUCCAAUGGACCAAUGAUUAACUUUCUCUCUAAUGAUUGAGAUAUAGGGUAAAGUCGAAGUACCGAUAUACUUUAUUUCCAAGCUGAUUACAGUGUUUAAAAUGCUGUACAUUGCAGGGUUAAAUUAAAGGGUCACUGCACCCAGACCAUUUUAUUGAGAUGUGGUCUGAGUGCCUUUAGUUGUCCUAUAAAUGAAAAUUAUUUAAAUGUUUACCUCUUUUUGAUUAAAUAUUCAUGGCUUUAAUAUGUGAUAUUUUAAAAUGUAAUAUGAAAAUAUUUGGUUUUUCAAUAAAAUAUUUUUAAAAGUAGUAUAAUUAUAUUUUUAUUUGUGACCUAAUUUUUAGACCAGUAUGUAAAAAAUUAUAGAAAAUUAGCUUUCUUAAUAUGAAGAGAUUCAGAUGUUUAAUAUGCAGAGUCAAAAUGUUCUAAACCCAAUACAUUUUAGUUUUUAUGGUAUCUAGACUGUUCUUUUAAAGAGACUUGUCCAGUAGUGUAAUAUUUGAUUUGAACUACUAGGGUCAUAUUGCACAUUCGGUACCGCAGUCAGAUUGACAACCACCAUUUUACAGUGCUUCCCAACAGAAAAAUGGUUUUAUAGUGUGCUUUCAUUAGACAUUCCGAAAUUUGAACUUUGUCAGUUGAAAAAUCCUUUUUGAAAAGUUAGUUUGUGCAAUGAGCAGUUAAGGUUUAUUUUGUAUCAAUGGAACAAUUUAACCCCUUAAUGACCACUGACGUAUGAGGUACGUCUGACAAAAAACUGUCCUUAAAGGACCACUCUAGGCACCCAGACAACUUCAGCUUAAUGAAGUGGUCUGGGUGCCAGGUCCUUCUAGGGUUAACCCAUUUUUUCAUAAACAUAGCAGUUUCAGAGAAACUGCUAUUUAUGAAUGGGUUAAGCCUUCCCCCUAAUCCUCUAGUGGCUGUCUCAUUGACAGCCACUAGAGCGCUUGCGUGCUUCUCACUGUGAUUUUCACAGUGAGAGCACGCAAGCGUCCAUAGGAAAGCAUUGUAAAUGCUUUCCUAUGCGACGGGCUGAAUGCGCGCGCAGCUCUUGCCGCGCGUGCGCAUUCAGCCCAGGAGGAGGAACGGAGGAGGAGAGCUCUCCGCCCAGCGCUGGAAAAAGGUAAGUUUUUAACCCUUUCCCCUUUCCAGUGCCAGGAAAACGAGUAUGUUUUACAUACAUCCGCUGUAAAUUUAAGCGCUGGAAGCGAUCGUAAUCGCUUCCAGACACUCUAUGGGUAUUACACAAUGCCUCGCUAUCGAGGCAUCGUGGAAUACCCCGCCUCCCCCCCUACACUGCCGGGCACCCAAGUGAUUGCUCCCCCUGGAGCUUCAGGCAGGCUUCCGAUGCUCUGCCUGUACUGAGUGCCUCGAGCAGCCGAGGCACUCAGUUAAAAUAAAAAAUAAAAAGUUAGAUUAAAAAAAAUAUUUUUUUUAAAAAUUAACCCCUCCCUCUGCCUCCCCCUCAUGUACUUGCCGAUCGAAUUUAGGACCCACAGGGGCCAUGUGACCGCUCUAAAAGUACAGGUGUCCACAGUGCUACCAGCAGGGGGACUGCCUGAAACGUCAUACUAAGUGUAUUUUUUUAUUAAAAUAUAUAUAUAUAUAUAUUUGUUAAUAUAGAAAUACACUUAGAGUAAAAUUACACACGUGUAUAUUUAUAAUAAAUAUAAUAACUAUAUAUAUAUAUAUAUAUAUAUAUAUAUAUAUAUAUAUUUAUUUUUAUAAAUAAUUAAAAUAAACCUAAAUAUUUUUUUAAAAUAUAUGUAAUUUUAUUCUAACUGUAUUUUGAGAUAUAUAUAUAUAUAUAUAUAUAUAUAUAUAUAUAUAUAUAUAUAUAUAUAUAUAUUGUGAGCGUAAAAGUGGAAUUGUGAUUGACGGAAGAUACAUCAGGCCUGAUUUGUUAAACAGCAACCUGAGAAUUUUCAGUUAAAUGCCCCAGGGAGAGAUGUUAGAGUUUGCAAUCUACAUUGCUGAGGUUCUGCAAAACAUGGUAUGGGUCCCUGGGGCGGAGUAUUUGGAGAGCAGGGUGGGCCAAUGCUCCAACAGCAUUAGUUGCUGUGUAACAGACCACUAUUUGGAUCUGACUUAUGAGUUAAUUAAUUGGCACUCACCUGUAGCUAGCUAAUUAGUAGACAGGCCUUUAAAAGAAGAGGGCAGCCUGCUGCAGAGUGAGGGAGGAAAAGACAGCUAGGAGAGUGAAUGACAAUUGUGUUUAUUGCAAAGACAUUUCUUUUGUUUGGAAAAUUGGUAAGUGGGAAAGCCACCCAAUUGCAGAUAGCAAUUCCUGUCUAGUAAGAGCUCAAGUAAGAGCAAGGGAUUUUGUUUGUUUUGUUAUUAUUUAAAGCACCUGUUUUCUUAUUGAAUAAAAAGGAAAACCGAGCUGAAUGUGUCCUGGACUUUGUAUACCCUAAAAGGCUGUGGUUACUGCAAGAUCUGUGACAAUCCUACCUAUAAAAGAGGUGGUUUGUUACAAUAUAUAUGUGUGUGUGUGUGUGUGUGUGUAUAUAUAAUAUAUAUAUAUGUAUAUAUAAUAUAUAUAUGUAUAUCCCCUUAACGACCUUGGACGUACUAGGUACGUCCGACAAAAAGCAGUCGUUAAGGACCGCGGAUGUACCUAGUACGUCCGCAGCAAAUAGGAGCCCUGGAUUUACCUGUACCGGCGAUCACAGUCGGGGAGGGACUGGCGGAGACCCCAACAGUCCUCCUGCAGCAGCUCUGGCCCUCCAGGGCCAUGUGAUCACCAUGAUCACAUCUCUGCAAUAGGACUCUAGGAGCUGCCAGCAGGGGGGAAAAGUUAAAAAAAAUAUAUAUAUAUUAUACAUUUACAGGUGGUCCUCAUUUAGCGACCUACCUGUUUUACGAUGGCGCGCACUUACGUCCAGGCGUAAAUGCGAGCCGUCGUGGGGAUUCCCUGCUCUGGUAUGCAUGUCUGUGUUCGGGGAAACUUCCCCAAAUAUAGACAAAUGCACCAGAGCAGGAAAUCUCUCAAAUCUAUGUUCGUGGAAAUCUCCAUUUUGAAUGCCCUGGGUUGUCUACAUUUGAAAAUGGUAUGCCAUGAUGGGGUUAUUUCCCAUUUUUGGGCUACCAUAUAGUCUCAAAAGGCAACACAGACCCAGCAAACCAAUCUGGCAUACUGAAUUGGGCAAGCCCUAUAUUGACCCUGUAACUUUCCAAAACACCAUAAAAACUUAUAAACACAUAAAAGGAACUGAGAAUCCAAGCCUAAAAUACAAUGUGAGAGAAAAAGAAAACAAAAAAUUGACUACCCAAAACUUUGACAAAGACUGGUGGUAGAAUUAUUUCAUGUAAAGUGUUAAAAUAUCACCUUUUGAAAUGCCCUAGGGUAUCUACUUUUUAAAAAUAUAUGGUGUGAUGCGGGUAAAUUAAUUCCCCAAAUAGGACAUGGGUGCAUGAUGACCAGCUGUGAAAAUUCAAAGUUGGAAAACUGGAAUGCGCACGCGCUAAAUAAGGUAUUUUAGCCCCCAGAGAACCCAACACACCUAUACAUGGGGGGUAUCACUGUACUCAGGAGAUGUUGCUGAACACAUAUUGGGUAUUUCUAAACUCAGGACAAAAUUUAGAAACUAUGGGUGUUUUUUGGCGGUUGUAGAUGCAUAACAGAUUUGGGCGGUCAAAGUUAGAAAAGGUGUGGGUUUUUUUUUUUAAUUUUUAUCAUAUUUUAUAAAAAUAAAUUUAUAGUAAAUUAUAUGAUAUGAUGAAAAUAAUGGUAUCUUUAGAAAGAUCAUUUAAUGGCGAGAACAACGGUAUAUAAUAUGUGUGGGUACAGCUAAACACAAACAUAGCAGAAAUGUAAAAACGGCCCUGGUCCGUUACGGUAAGAAAAUUGAAAAACGGUCUGGUAACUAAGGGGUUAAAGAAAUAUCCCAAGCACCAUAACCAGUACAGGUCGCUUUUAUAAUGGUUUGUUAUGUUACCUGCCUGUCUGACUGUUGCUGCUUGGUGCCUCGUUCCGCUUCUACUGCUGACGUUGGCUCUCAUGUUCUCAAUGUGAGGCUUAGCUCAGAGAGGUAGCUUAAGGCUCUCUGUCGUCAGUAGUGAAGUCAUUGAGUGGCAUCUGGAAAUCAAACCUUUCUAAAAAAUCAAUUUACAAUUGGAGGAUGUGUUAAUACUGUACUCUGAUACAAAAUACUGAUUUUUUUUUUUAAUUUUUUUUUUUUUUAAUUUUUUUUUUAUUUUUUUUAACCUUUUUGGCACCUGUACUCCAGAGAAAAUUCUGCUUUUAACUUAAUUGCUACUUAAUAAAAUAAAUUGGUUUUCAGGAGUCGCAACCAGAAUUUGAGUUCAGAUUCCAAUGUGGAUGAUGGAGUCUUUAAUGGCAUGAAGCAAGACGCCCCUUCCUCCCAGCAUCUUUUUUCAAGUCUGGCCGGUCUCCAACCUGGGCCAAUAACCGUCCAGUCUGGUUUAGUGCUUGGCUCCUCAGCUGGAGGUGGUGAGGUGUUCAUACAGAUGCCACCUCCUCUUCGAGAAGAGUCUGGAGUACGUUCAGAGACAAGCCCUUUCAUUCACCACCACCAUCAUCACCGGCCACAGCCACCGUCACAUCUUCAGCAACAUAGUUUUCAGCACCCUCAUUCUCGACCCUCAUUGCUGCAUGCAGCUUCCGGGGAACGUCACAGAGAGGAGAGUAAUGAAGAGCCUGGCACGCCCGCACCUGCUCUGUCAGAGCUCAGGGCCAUUGUCUCCUGGUUGCAGAAGGGGCUCCCAUUCAUACUUAUCCUGUUGGCUAAGGUCUGCUUUCAGCAUAAGCUGGGUAAGUGUACACUUAAAGGUAACUUAUAGUGAGCUCCCAAACCAACAAACAUUUAUUAUAAAUGCUAAUUAUAGAUUUAAUUCCUUUAAGAGCAGUUAUAUACUUAUUUCCUAUCUCUCUAUCCAGCACUGUUGUUCCCAGGGGUCCCUAUGUGUUUUACUGUUAACAAGAAUGUUGGCUCCUUCUCUUGAAACCAUGCUUACCUGUCUAAUAACCAAAUGUUGUCCUGCAGGCAUAGCUGUGUGCAUCGGAAUGGCCAGCACCUUUGCUUAUGCUAACUCCUCUGUGAAACAUCAGGUUUCUUUAAAGGUAAGAUUAUGUAUAGUGUUCUGUGAAGACAAUAUUUUGAUAUUCUAAUAGGAAUGUCACACCACUGUGCUAAAACUCUUAUAAUGCAUAUCUAGCUUCAUAAGUUGAUUGAAGAUGAUUGGUGGGUAAUCAGUAUUCAAAGCUGACUAUACCUAGAACAGCCUUGACCUAGGAGUUUUCAUGCCAAGGAGUAGUUUUGAGAGUGUUAAUUUAUACAAUAAACAUCAUAAAUAACUGCUAACCAUGUUAGUCUGAGAGACGGGAAAGAAGUAAAGAAAGUCUUAAAAAAAGUUCAUUGCCGAUUUACUCAUAUGCAAAAAUGUUUUGAUAUUUAUUUCAAUAUUGGCUAUAGUAUGCUUGCUUGUAAAACAUACCUGCAGUGCCCAUUUGCAAAUUAAUAUGUUUAGAUCUGUUCAUUUGGUUUUUAAGUGGACGUAGACAAGAAUAAAUAAAACUGAAUAUUUAAACUUUAAUAAGGGUGUAAUAAGAACGUUCAGAAUGUGCCUAAUUUUUGCAGCCAAUUUGGGAAGUGGUCCGAACAUGAAGCAUCUAUGGAAGUCUGUACUAGGUUAAUGGCUUUCUGUUAAUGUAGUGCUGUCAUGUAUGUUUUACUUUGAGUGAUCAGCUUCUUAGUUUUGCACUCUAGCUUACUGUGUCAUAGUAAUGCUGAUUUAGCUAUACAGUACUUUGGUUCACAAAAGGGAACAUAAAUGAUGCAUUGAGCAUCAUGCUCCCAUGGUAACAAAUGUAACUAAAGAAUACUCACAGGGUCCAUUACUUUGCAACUUAAGGGCCAUCAACCAGACUGCCUGAAAGGAGACAGACACUGUUUAUCUAAGCAUAUUUGACUUUUACCGUAUUUUCCGGCAUAUAAGACGACUGGGCGUAUAAGACGACCCACAACUUUUCCAGUUAAAAUAUAGAGUUUGGUAUAUAGUCGCCGUAUAAGACUACCCCUCUUCCAAUGCACACCAAAUAAAAAUUAGCCAUGAUGUACAGUGAGCAGACAGAGCUACACAGCAAGACAUUAAAGGACCACUAUAGUGCCAGGAAAACAUACUCGUUUUCCUGGCACUAUAGUGCCCUGAGGGUGCCCCCACCCUCAGGGUCCCCCUCCCCUCCAGCUCUGGGGAGAGGAAAGGGGUAAAAACUUACCCUUUUCCAGCGCUGGGCGGGGAGCUAUCCUCCUCCGUUCCUCCCAUUCGGCUGAAUGCGCACACGCGGCAAGAGCUGCGCGUGCAUUCAGCCGGUUUCAUAGGAAAGUAUUUACAAUGCUUUCCUAUGGACGCUUGCGUGCUCUCACUGUGAUUUUUCACAGUGAGAAUCACGCAAGCGCCUCUAGCGGCUGUCAAUGAGACAGCCGCUAGAGGAAUUGGAGGAAGGAUUAACCCAUUUGUAAACAUAGCAGUUUCUCUGAAACUGCUAUGUUUAUAAAAAAAAAAAAAUGGGUUAAUCCUAGCUGGACCUGACACCCAGACCACUUCAUUAAGAUGAAGUGGUCUGGGUGCCUAGAGUGGUCCUUUAAAUAAUGAUAAUCUGAAAUAGCAUUUAAAGCCCAGGUAUGUGCCAGGCUGUUUGGGCAUAUAAUCCAUGCCUGCUGGUCUAGCACACAGGAGGCUAAUUGCGAUAUAUUCUUUUUAAUCCCCCCUCCAUUCUUUUUAAUCCCCCCUCCAUUCUUUUUUAAUCCCCCUCCAUUCUUUUUUAAUCCCCCUCCAUUUUUUUAAUCCCCCUCAUUUUUUUUAAUCCCCCCCAAUUCUUUUUUAAUCCAUUCUCUCCCCUCCAUUCUUUUUUAAUCCCCCCUCCAUUCUUUUUCCAUUCUUUUUUAACCCCCCCCUCCAUUCAUUCUUUUUAAUCCCCCCUUCCUAUUCUUUUAAUCCCCCCCCUCCUUUUUAAUCUCCCCUCCAUUCUUUUUAAUCUCCCCUCCAUUUUUUUAAUUCUCUAUUCUUUUUAAUCCCCCCUCCAUUCUUUUUUAAUCCCCCUCCAUUCUUUUUUAAUUCUCCUCCAUUCUUUUUAAUCCCCCUCCAUUUUUUUUUUACUCCUCCCCCACUCCCACCCUCCAUUCUUUUUACUCCCCCCUCCCUCCUUCUCACCUCCCCUUCCCUGUGCAGAGUGGGUGGCCGAGCUCCUCUUCGUCCUGUCAGUCCGACCAGGUACCGCACGGUACAGGGGAUUCAGUUACCUGUUCCCGGCCGGACUGAAAGGAAGUGAGCACUCAGUGUGCACUUCCUUUCAGUCCGGCCGGGAACAGGUAACCGAAUCUCCUGUACCGCGCGGUACCCGGCCAGACUGACAGGACGAAGAGGAGCUCGGCCACCCAGUCUGCACAGGGAAGGGGAGGUAAGAGAGGCAGUGCGGCAGCCGUCUGAGCGCUCUCUAUAGAGCGCUCAGGCAGCUGCAGCAUUAGAAAGGCCAUAUACCCGGCGUAUAAGACGACCCCCCACUUUGUAAAAGAUUUUCCAGGGGUAAAAAGUCGUCUUAUACGCCGGAAAAUACGGUAUAUACAUUCCCAUUAUUUAUUUAUUUUUUGACUACACCAGCAGUAUUUUAGGGAUGAUUUAUAAAGACAAUUCUCAGUCCUCUCAUUUUGGAAACAGUUGGUCAUUUCCACAGAGGGACGUAUGAUAUGAGUAAAUAUUUAGAGAUAUGGGCAUGUUAUUUCUGUUAUUGGUACUCUAAACAAUUUAUAGUAUCCAUAUAUCCUGUAGUGUUUUAGAGUUGUGCAGUUGGUAAAUAUGGAGCAGAAACUAACUGACAGACAAAAUAAUGUUGACAGUGGUGAAAAGAGCCCUUCUCAAACAAGACUUUCUCAAUCGUACAAUUAGAAAUCCUUCUUUGUCUGGUGCUCAAUGUUCAGCACAGUUAUCAACCACAAUUCACUAUUUGGGGAAUGAACCACAUUCUCGCACACCAAAGUUUUUUUCUCUCUCUCUCUUUCUCUUUACUUUCACUUAAUGUCAUUAGUGUUGUUUUUAAAAAAGGGGGGGUUUGUCUAAACUCCAAUUUCUAUAUCAGAUGGAUUGGCUGACCAUGCUAGCCAACAAAGAACUCAUUGACAAAAAAAUGUCUUGACUUGGACAUUCUUACUUGGGAUGAUACUUUCAGAUCCAAGGUGAGAAGCACGUUGACGUACACAGUGUGGUUCUCGGCAGAGGUGGUGGCAGGUUGUGACCACCUUCGUAACACUCCUACUUGGCUGACAAGCAUCUUCUCAUCCAGACAACUACUUGACUUGGGAGGACUAUGGGGUAACAUGAUGAGCUGACAUCGAGUUUAGUUGUGUUUAGUGUUCUUGUUUGUACAGUUUCCCAAAAACUCAACACUAAGCGUCCUUCUCUGCACCAGUGAAUUUUAAAAAGGAUCCAAAGGUUGUAAACUCUACCCCUUACUAAACUUUCGAUAAUUGUGCUCUUACCUAUUUAGCACUACACUCGCAUUUCUUUCCUUAACACAAGAAAGCAUGGUAUCACUGUGGUCUUGUCGGGGUAUCGAACCACUUGCCGGGGAAUUUGAUGUUAUUCAGGUGUGAAUUACAUGCCAAUCUGUUGCCUCAAUCGGCAGUCCAAUAGAGAGAAUGACACCACCACUUGCUAUUUGGACAUCCCAGCGAAGUGGUUUGAUCCCUCCUUUCAGGUUUGCAAGAGAUGUGCUCAAUUCAUACCUUUCCAGACUAUUCAGGUACUCAUUGUGUAAAUAGUGGUUAGGGUCAGACCAACAAAUCUCUUACAACAAUUGUUGAGAUGUCACAUCGACAUCCUCAGAUGCACCAAACAGACUGAGCAGAUUGCUCAUUAUCAGCAACUUAGUAGGACUGGACGUUUUGAGUUUUAUUUUUCUAUUUUUUUUGGUGGCGGGAGAACAACUUAUUCUCCGGUGGUUGUUCUUCCCCCACCAUGGCAUCACGCGCCCCCACACACACACACACACCUUCUUUUCCACCAUCCCUUCCUCUUUUUUUCUCACUUUUUUAGUUUUGUUUUCCUAUAAUCAGAAACUGAAAAUGAGAAUGUUUAUUACUGUAUGCUAUCAUCUUCGAUAUUUUGAUUUGUAUCUUUGAGGACACUUCAAUAUGUCUUUGUACAACGUCUACAAACAUUCUCGAUAAAACAGUUUGAGGAAAAAAUCCUUAGCAGUGCCAUUUUACCUGCUACAAUAGUCAUUCCAAACUCUAGGAAAAUAUAUUACCCAUAAAGAAAUUGUAUAAAAUAUGCAAAGCUUUGUGGAAAUCAAUUAUUUGUAAUCAUAUCAUUAUAAUAGUGACCUGGUCAAUACAGUCCUAGUGAUUGAUGUGAUGAAGGUUGCCUAACCCGUGCAGGAGCCAGAAUAAAGUAGCAGGCAAGUGGGCGACUUUCCAUUAAAUGCCUUUCCGUACUUGAAAUUCAUAAGAUUGUCUUGAGUAUAGUAUGUUUCUCUGGACCUGUUAUUCAUUUAGACCUUUAAACAGAUUCUAUUCUGCCUGCAAUAACUAUUGUACCACUACUCCUUUUACACUUUCUUUCCCUUUGAUUAUCAUUCUCUGUUCAUUUUCCCCCAUCAUGUUCAGUAUUCAGUUUGAUAUUUGUUCAUCUUCUUUGAAAUUCAUUAGCUGUUACUCAUACAUCACUAAGUAAACCUCACUCUAGUGACCUCCAUAUACCUUGUCAGACACAUUAUGCCAGAAAAUAUGAAUAUUAUUCUAUUACACACCCUACAGGUCAUUGUGGACGUGGUCAUAUUUAUUUAUAAAAUAUUUUACCAGGAAAGAUACAUUGAGAUUUCUCUCGUUUUCAAGUAUGUCCUGGGUCCACAAAUCAUUGCAUUGUUACAUUAGGUACAACAAAAUACAAAAACAAUAUUAAUACACAAUAUAUACAAAAUUUAACAUAGAACAGGCAGGAAAUAUAUAAUCAACCGUGACCGGUACAUUAUGUUUUGAGGUAUGUAGAGAGGGAUCUCUUAAAUGACUUUAGGCUUAGGGAAGAUUUUAAAUUGUGCGGGAGGUCGUUCCACAAUUGCGGUGCUCUAUAGGAGAAGGAGGAUCGGGUCGCUUUCUUUUUGUAUUGAGGUAGACUAAGUAAAGUGCUUGUACUGGAUCGGAGCUUAUAGAAAGCUUAUAUAAUAAUUAAUAUCCAUAUGAAUAAUUAUAAUUUUUACUAUUGAGAUGGGCAAUAACAUUAUACAUUUUUAUUAAAUAUUUUAAAUAUGUUGUCCCAUAAUUAUCCCUACAACCUUUAUUGUUUUUGUAUAGUACAAUAUAUGCAAACACUAACUUAUCAAAAAUUUAAAUUACUAUACCAACAGUACAAAAUGUUUUCCCUCUUUUAAUAUCAGAUCCCCCCACACUGCUUUCAAAUUCAGCUUGUUUCCCAAAUCUAUAAAAAUCAACAUGAGGCAUAAAAAUCAGUUAAUGUUUUAUUUAUUAAGCAUAUUUUCCAAAACACUUUUUUAUUUUACAUAAUGUAAUAGUAAGACACGAGGACAGCUGCCAAAAUGUAUCUAGUGAAUUAUUACAAGUUUCUCCAAAAUACAGCAAAGACGUACCUCUGCAUUCACAAAAAGUCAUCCUUCAGCACUCCGGAAAGGAAAAACCUCCUAUGGAGGAAACCUCUGGGGAACCAUGGCUUGAAGAACUGCCCUUCCCUCUAGGCUUAAAGAGGCACAUAUGGAGAGUUUUAUAGAAGCAGGGCUUUCUCUUUUUAUGUGAUAUUUAAAAUGAUGGACAUACAGAGACACUUAGGAAGAUAUUUAUCAAAGUGUUCUAAAAUGGAUGGUUCAAUUCCUUCAUUAUUUUGAUCAUAUUAUAUUAAAGUGUUCUAAUAUGAUACAGAGAGCCCACUUAAAGGACAAUGAAAUAGCUGGCUAGGGAGUUUCCAAAGGAACCACAGUGCAUGUGCUGUGUUUCUAUGCUUUGGAGAGCAGAAGAACCACCUGUGCGAGGUCUUUUCUGUUGUGCCUUGCCAGUCAAUAACUCAGCACACCAAGGCAUUGACUAACUGCUAGGGGAAGUGCGUAUUUAUAAGCCUAUGCAAGCUCAAACAGCUUAAAAAAAAUAAACAUUGAAAGAAAAUAAACAAUGACUGGCCCCAUUUUAGAUGAUCCCAAUGCCCCCUUCCAACCUAGAUGAAUGACCCACUCUUUAAUUUAGGAUUUGUUCUUCUCCCCCUCUUACAGCACGUGAAUCGCCUACCCUUUAAUUUUGGCUAAAACCCACAUAACUUUAACAGCCCUAUCAGACACAAUAAAAAACAGCUAGCCCCUUUUUAUGUGAUCCCAGUUUCCCCUCCUAACAUUGAUGAAUCAUCCACCUUUUAACUUCGAAUUUGUUCCCACCCACCUACCAAAGCAGGUGAAUGGGCCCAUCCUUUAAUCUGGACAAAAACCCAUGUAACCUUAGUGGAAAGCCCCAUCAAAAGGCAAUAAACAACGGCUAGUCCCAUUUUAGGUGAUCCCAGUUUCCCCUUCCAACAUAGAUAAAUCGCCCACCCUUUAAUUGUAUCAAAAACCCAUGUAACCUCAACAGAAAGCCCAAUCAAAGGACAUUGAACUUUGACUGUCCCCACUUUAGAUGAUCCCAAUUCCCCCUCCCAACUUAGAUGAAUUUCCCACCCUUUCACUUAGGUUUUUGCCUAAACCCUUUAGUUUAGGCAAAACCCCAUGUAACAUCAACAAAAAGCUCUAUCAAAGGCACUGAACAAUCACUGACCCACGUUAGAUGAUCCCAAUGCCUCCUCCCAACCUAGUUGAAUUUCCCAUCCUUUAAUUUAGGAUUUGUCCCAAUCCUCCUCCCAAAGCAAAUAAAUGGCCCACUGUUUAAUUUAGGCAAAAACCCAUAUAACCUCAACAGAAAUCCAGAUCAAAGGACAAUGAACAUUGACUAUCCCCACUUUAGAUGACCCCAAUGCCACCUCCCAACCUUGAUCUAUUUCCCACCCUUUUAAGUUGGGGUUUGAUCCCAUCCCCCACUAAAGCAGUGCAUCACCCACCCUUUAAUUUAGGCAUAAGCCCAUGUCACUUCAACAGAGAGCCUGCUCAAAGGACAAUGAAAAAUGACUGGCCCCACUUUAGUUUAUCCCAAUAACCCAACCCAAACUAGAUAAAUUACCCACCCUUUUAACUUCUUGUUCCCAUCCCCCUCCCAAAGCAAGUGAAUAGAACACCCUUUAAUUUAGGGGGGGGGGGACAUGUAACCUCAAUAGAAAGCCCCAUCAAAAGACCUUAAAAAAUGGCUAACCCCAUUUUAGCUGAUCCCAGUUUCCCCUCCCAACGUAGAUAAAUCACCCACCCUGUAACCUAGAAUUUGCUCCCAUUCCCCUCCCAAAGCAGUUGAAUGGCCAACCCUUUAAUUUGGUCAAAAACCCAUGUAACUUUAAUGGAAAUCGCUUUUAAAAGACAAUAAACAACGGCUAGCCCCAUUUUAGGUGAUCAGUUUCCCUACCAACGUAGAUAAAUCACCACCCUUUAAUUUAGACUAAAAUCCCAUGUAACCUCAAUAGAAAGCCUUAUCAAAGGACAAUAAACAUUGACUGUCCUCACUUCAGAUGAUCCUAAUGCCCGCACCCAACCUAGAUGAAUUUCCCUCCCUUUAUUUUAGGAUUUAUUCCCAGCUGGUGAAUGGCCCACCCUUUAAUGUAGGCAAAAACCCAUGUAACCUUAGUGGAAAGCCCCAUCUAAAGACAAUAAACAAUGGCUAGUCCCAUUUUAGGUGAUCCAAGUUUCCCUCCCAACAUGGAUAAAUUGCCCACCCUUUAAUUUAUGCAAAAACCCAUGUAACCUCAAUAGAAAGCCUGAUCAAAAGACAAUGAACUUUGACUGACCCCAAUACCCCCUCCAAACCUAGAUGAAUUUCCCACCCUUUCACUUAGGAUUUGUUCCCAUCCCCCUCCCAGGUGAAUACCCUUCAAUUUAGGCAAAAACCCAUUUAACCUUAUGGAAAGCAUCAUAAAUGACAACAUCUAGCCCUAUUUUAGGUGAUCUUGUUUCCUCUCCCAACGUAGAUGAAUCACCCAACCCUUUACCAAAGCAGGUGAAUGGCCCACCCUUUAAUUUAGGCAAAAACCCAUGUAACCUCAAUGGAAAGGCCCAUUAAAAGACAAUAACCAACAGCUUGCCCCAUUUUAGGAUUUGUUCCCAUCCCCCUUCCAAAGCAGGUAAAUUGCCCACCCAUUAUUUUAGGCAAAAACCCAUGGAACCUCAAAAGAAAGCUCAAUCAAAGAAUAAUGAACAUUGUCUGUCCCCACUUUAGAUGAUCCCAAUGCCCCCUCCCAACUUUGAUGAAUUUCCCACCGUUUAACUUGGGAUUUGUUCCCAUCCCCCAUCGAAGCAGGUGAAUCGCCCACACCUUAACUUAGGCAAUAACCCAUCUAACCUCAGUGGAAAGCCACAUCAAAAGACAAUAAACCACUAUUGAUCCAAUUUUCGGUAAUCCUAGUUACCCCUCUCAGCAUAGAUGAAUCACUCACCCUUUACCUCAGGUUAAAGCCUAUGUAAAUUCAAACAGCUGAAAACCCAAUAAAAAGAAAAUGAACAAUGACUGGUCCCACUUUAGAUGAUCCAAAUUCCCACCUCGCAACCUAGAUGAAUCGCCCACCCUUUAACUAAGGAUUUGUUCCCAUCCCCUCCCACCGCUUGGUUAUAGUUUCAUUCUCUACCUGUUGUGGAUUCCGCUCAUGUAGCCCUCUGAUGCGGAUUUUUCAUCUGCAACCUUGAUUGUCCAAAUGUUCUAAACGUUGUCACAUCUUUCAAAGCAGUGAUGUUUGGCAUCACUUGACAUGUCCUUAGUUCUCUGUUGUUAGUAGAAGCAUUGCGCGUCUGUCUCCUCAGCUUUUAGCCUGUCUUCAAUCCCCUCUAAUGCAGAGCAAAUCUUGCCAUUUCGGUGCAUAUUGCAGACACAAAUGUCUUUAAAUCAUCUCUGGUAGUCAUUGCUUUUGGAAUUCCAAGUUUGGAUUAAGUUGCAUGAAGCAGUAAGGGCUCAGUCCAGGUGGGGUUCUUAUAUCUCUAUCCUCAGUGACAUGCAUGCUAUUGACCCUCCAUUUUGUAGAUCAGAUUUAGUUUACUCAAUGUACAAGUAUACAGGCACAUAAAGUUGAGACAUAGAUUCCUAUGUCAUUGAGAUGGUAAAGAUGAAUCUGUGUCAGAGCCUUAGAUCUGUCUGGGAGGAAACAGAAUGUUCAAGCAGUCACAGCCAUAUUUGCAUCUAUGACAUCACAACAUAGCAUUAUGAUUUAAAUGUAUAUGAGGUAGAAGGGAGAAGACAGUCCUAAUAAGUACAAAACUGAUUUUUAUUACAAUGUGAAGGGAGUUUUCAUAAUUAUAUAUUUUAUAGCCAUCUAAAAAUGGUUUCUCAACUUUUAUACCUUCAGAGAUUUGUGUUUAAUACUAUAUCCACAUUUACGCUUUUAUUUAGAACCAAUUCUUUUUCUCUUCAUCCUGAGCCUGUUCCUGCUCUAUUUUCAUUCUCCUUCCCCUAUACAGUCAUUAUCAAUGGCAUCCCAUUACAUUCUCCUAUUUUUAUUUCUCAUCAGUUUAUAUUCAAUAAACCAAAAUUAGUCGUUAAUCAAGUACAUAUGGGUACAUUUAGGUCCAGUAAGACUUGAAAACAAAUGUAACACAUCUUAUUUUCCACUUUCCUUUUUUUUUGUGUAAAAUGUACAACACAGUUGUGAAUUAACUGCAAUUUACAGUAGACAGACUUUAUGGGCAGCAGAUUUAAAUAAUUGUUUCUCUUCUUUCUACAUCAUUUGGGCUUUUGAGUGAUUGAAAAGUGGAUCUGAUCACUUAAGCUAAUGCAUCAGAUCUGCUUUUAGGAUAAUGCAAAUUUGGUACUUGUGUAAGACCACCUGUUUAUCAGGGUCUUAAAGCUGUUGUCCUUUUUUGCUAACGACCUUGACUUUAAUAUUUCCUUUCUUUGUUUUGCAACUGAAUCCAUGAAAAACCAUAUGCACCACAGUACUAACUUACAGAAGGUGGAUGUGAAUUAUCAGCACAAGGGCUUGCUGGUCAGGUGACCUACCAGUUUGACCCUGUAGGCUUGUAGCCAUAUCUAAAUGUUUUAUUAUUGCCUCAGAUUGUGUAUUGACAUAAAAUUUGCAUCAACAACAGACAGGUAAGAUGGACCCAUGUUGUGGUACUGGAAGGGAUCAGCAUUGAAGAAGUUGUGCACAGAAGAGUGCUAUGAGGAUGGUUUGCUGGGAGUGCUGGGUGGGUGGGAUGAGAUCAAGUGCUUAACCUUCCUGAAAACCUUAUAGGUACAGCCAUGGGAGGUUAGUUAUUCUGGGAAAGAGGGCCUAACGUAGGUGACAAAUGUAAGGAAGGGAGGAUGAUCUGAAAAAGGUUAAUGUAUCUUAGAAGGAAAAGUUGUAUGGGAAAAGUGACUAUUUAAAAAACAAAGUUCAAACGUAAAAAAGGUUUGUGUACAAAAAGGAAAGUAUAGAGAUGAAAUGUAAAGUGGGUGUGAGAAGAAAAAAGAUGCGAAUAAUGGGAUUAUAAAAACGGCCGGGUUUUAAGUAUGUACAGCAAGUGACAUUGGAGGGACUGUGUUCUGAGUGUGUGAAAUUGAGGACAAGAAUAUUCAUAUUGGAUCCUCUUGGUUUCUGGCAUGCCAACCACGGCUUAUGUGCUGUUUGCACUAUGGUUACUCUUCUAGCUAGCACUUUUUUCACUGACUAGCUGUAUAGGAAUGGAAUGACCAAUGCCCCUGAGACCCAGCCCUCAGUCUUUACUCAUUGUGAAGUAUGCAAAAAUAAAUGAUAAAAACAGGAAUAUAUUCUAAUUUAAACCUGAGAGUGGUGCACAAAAUGUAGUUUAAAAAAACAGGUAAUGUGAAGAUGUUUUGUUAAUAGUGUAAAUGCUGAGAUCUAUACAGUAGUUUGCAUUGUUGCCACACAAGGUAUCUUCACUGACCAAAACAAACAAGGCUAUAAGCAUUAGAAAUAAUGUCCCUGUCUGCACUUGUGCUUCAUAAUGAGAUGCACAAACCGAGACUUGAUCAUGACAUUGAUGCAUUCAUUUCUCAGAAUUUGUGUUGAUCCUUCUGCCCUUUUGCUUGCAUGUAGUUUGUUACCCAUGAGAGAUUUUCUUGUUUAGUUUGGUUUGGGUUAUAUUUGUUAUCGUCAUUCUGCCCUCCAUUCAUAGUAACCACCUCUGUACCAUUAAUAAGUCCAUCGGUUCUCGUGACAGCAUUACAAAAGAACUACCAUUAAGCAGUUUUCAAUGUCAAUUUAUCCCUUUUCAGUUUGUUUGAGAACAAAGUUAGCAUGUUGGAAUUAUUAGCCACUGUUGGAAGGAAUAGAACAGAAAAAAAGUUGACACUUCAGCUAUUUGAAUGAAAUUAGUUUUCAGUAUAAAACCAUGGAUUUAUUUUAUUAUAGAGGGCACAUAAUGUUUUUUUUAUGAAUAAAUGUUGUACCAGGAUUGUCCUUUUUUUUUUAAUUAGGUUCAAAACUGUCUUUAACACUAUAGCCAUUACAGCGCGAGUAGUCCACAAGAGAUUUAAAAGUGAUCCUGCUGAGGUUUAAAGAAUGGUUAUUUAUCUUCAUAGUGUGUUCGUGAUAAUGAGUGUUUGUAAUCAUGGAAAGUGCUUGUUUGUUUUAUUAAACAAAUAUAAUGAUUAAUGUAUUCGCAUUAAUCAUUAUAUCUUUGCUAUGGCAAUUUAUACGCCUUACAGCAGGGAUAGCUUUUUCUUGGCCUUUCGAUUUUUCUUCUUCUCUCCUUCGCAAAUGAGACCACAUUGAUGAAUAUAUAAUUUCUUUUGUAGAUACAGUUUACAGGUAUGAAAUGCCACCUUAUGAAAUGAUUAAUUCUCUUUAUGAUGUUUGUAUCUAGUAAGAGAGGUGUUCUACUGCAACCAAUGUGUUAGGAUGUUAGAAAAUCAGGGAACUGUCCUAAAACAGCCAGGAUUUCCCUGUGAGAACAUGUCAAAAUGCAGUAACUUAGUUAGACAAUUGAGUACAGUGUAUCUAUCUGUGGUUGACUAUUUCUCUCCGGAUACUCAGCCAGGCUUCUGGUACCUUGUGCUCUGGCUUUGCUAAGUUAGCUGUGACUGCUUUAGUAAAUGGCCAAGUUUGUAACCUAUCUAUUUUACUAGUUCAUUGGGUAUUUAAGCCAAGCUGUUUUGUGGAGUAUCCCAUAAUGUAUUGUGUUUAUGCCUGUACAGAGAAAGUAUCUAAGUUUAACGUGAAGGUGAUAAUUCCCUCUUUUUUUCUUUUGCCUUUUUCAUUAGGAGAAGCGGUCAGUCUUAACGGUGUUUUGGAUUGUGUCAUUUCUGAUGGGUAACACCCUGUAUCUUCUAUAUACCUUCAGAUCUCAACAACUGUACUAUAGGUGAGUCUUUCAACACAUGCUUCUACAUUUGAUUAAAGCAAACAUAGCUGUUCUUCACAGGUAAAAAUAUGCGUACAGAGCACAUCAUAUGGAUAAAAAUACACAACUGUGUAAAGGCAAAUGCAUAACUGACUUCAGUGCAAGGAUUCAAACUGUUUCUUAAUGGGCAUGUGUAUUUAUUAGCUAAAAAAUAAAUCACAGUGAACCCAGAGAUUUACUCUUGAAGAAAUAUUUAGACUCCAAACAUACCACAUGGAUGGAAAAAACAUCCAAUUUCUUUUUCUUCUUCUCCCAAGCAAAUCACACUUGUACUUGGCAUUUUCCCCCAGUCUCCCACCACCAAGAGUAAUAGUAAACACUAUAGAGAAAAGCCCAGGUAUAGUGCUGUUCAAAUAUAUUUGCACAGUAAUACAAGUUUACUUGGUGUUGUCUCUAUACUUUUACAUGUUCUUUGAAAAGAAAGCUUAACCGUUACCUUAGAUUUGAGCCUAUUUAGAACAAUAAACCUGGGCCUUGAUGCACAAGUAUUCAUGGGAAAAUGCCUGCCUUACAUAGCAAUGCAAAAAACAUAGAAUCACAAUUCCCUCACACUUCAUUCCAGUAAACCCUCCCACAUUAUAUACUAAGACAAAAAGAGACACCUCCCCUUUAAUAUCUACGUAGUAUUUUAAAACAGAUCUGUCUUCAAGUAUAGACUUUAAAAUUAAACAGAGGUCCAAACAUUGAGUUUAAUCAUCAAAUCAAUGGGUGCAUUUAUGUUUUCAUUUGCAUAACAAUAUUGACAUAUUGAGUAUAUUAAGUACUGAUGCUCUAUUUCCAGUCUAGCCCAUCUAGUUUUUAAUAUAUAUUACAGCCAAUAGAAUAAAGCACUGACUGCUAGUUAAGGUAUUAUUUUUUGAAUUACAUUCACUGUGGUUGCAGCCGAUGUCAUUGGUCCUCUCUGUACUCCCAACAGUACAUUUCAUAGCAUUGUGAUGAUCAGGCAGCACUCAUUUAGGGAUCUGUCUUCGAAACCACACCUGAUCAGGCACAGCAGCAAUUUUGUAAUUCUGUAUGGAUUAGGUCAGUCACUGUGUGUGUGUGUAUAUAUGAGGGAGGAAAAAAUCCAGUAAAAAAAAAAGGCAUUCAUUUUUACUUUUGAUUUAUUUGUUUUUGUUUAUUUUAUAACAUGUUUUCAUCUUCCUCCUUUAAUUAUUUACUUCUAUGUUUUAGGUUUUCAUUUAGUCCAGUGUUGUGUGUGAGUAUUUUUCAUUUAUUUUCUCAUCCUUUUCUGUUUUCAGUCACAUUGUAUUCUGUUUCCUUAAUAGUUAAAUCCAUGCUUCAUUUGGGAAUGCGUCAGGAACAUGUGCAUGUGGGAGAGUGGGACACAGUGACAAUGAAUGUCACUUUAAAAUGAAGUGGUUUUUAAAGUCAGAGGUCAGCAGAGAGAUAUUAAGAACACGCUUGUCAGCUAGAGGUUGUACGCACUGUUCAGAGAACAAGUCUUUUUUCAGGUCUUCUGCCUUUUCCGUUCAGUAAUUGGUACAAUGUCAUACUGUUUACGAAGGGAACUCGUAUGGUUUGUUACCCACAAAGUCAAUACCAAAAUCUUCCUGAGAUUUUUAUGUUUUAUUUAUUUUAAUAAUAAAAUCUAUAAAUUAAAGUGAAUUGAUUACUGUAAAAUUCCAUUGAGACGAGAGUGUGUGUUGGAGAAUCUCUUGCUGUAAUCAAUAAUUGCAAGAACUAUAAAAAGUUGUUUGUUUUUCUGCUUACCCGAUGUGUGGUCACACAAGAGUUUGACUGUCGAGUGUGCGGUGUAUGAGCGUUUGUCUGCUUGGUCUCCCUAUUACUUCUAUUCCCAAUUCAUUGUUACUAUUCCUUCUGUUCCGCCAAUACUUUCACUUCCUCCUCCCUGUUCAAGCGGUUUUUUUUUUUCCAACCGUGAACACUCAGGUAUUAUGUACAAAAAUUUAAAUGUAUUCUGAGUUUGAUACUGGUUGGUUUUUAUUGUUUUUGUUUUUGUUUUUUUGUUGUUUUUUUUUUAUAUAUAUAAUUUUUUCAUUUCUGCAUCAUCUCUUUUUUAAUCUUUUCUUCAAAUACCAAGAAUCUCUAGGCAACUUAUUGUCUCAAAUAGUUCUCCAGAGCUGCCCUAAUUUUAAGGCAAAAUAACUAUAAAAUGUAAGAUCAUAUUAGUUACUAGUGCAGUAAUUAAUGAGCAUAUGAAACAACAGAAUCAGUGCAAUUCAUCUUUUACUGUGCUAAUUAUUGUUGUUUUCCUUUACAUUGUUGUUCAGUCUUAUUUUUCUGAAACCCAAUCUCGAGGGCCUGGACUUCUUUGAACUCAUCUGGAUUGUGGGCAUAUCAGAUUUUGUCCUGAAGUAUAUCACAGUGUCCCUGAAGUGCCUGGUCCUCAGUCUCCCCCGCAUUGUCCUAGCUGUAAAAUCAAAGGUAGAAUCAACCACUAUGUUUUGACCUCUACCAAAUGUUUGUUUUAAGUAUAUUUUAAAUAUAUUGUACCAGCGUACAAGGACAGGUUUCUGUUUUAUAAAAAAGCUUUGCUGAUUUGACAAAUUGUGUUGUCAUGUAUUUUGUGUUAUGCCAGCUUUCUAAUAAGCAAUGUAGGGUUAUUUACUACAGGGUGUAUUGUUAAGAAUUUAAAGUGAUUUUCAAAUUUUAGAAAAAUUACCCAAACUAUGUUUUCAGAUCAGCUAUGUUGAAUUCCUGACAAUUCAUACUUUAGUGAAUAUCCCUGUUAAUUCUAGAAUUUAUUCUUGUGUGUCACCUAUGUGUUAUAAGGCAACAUCUAGAAACUUUGAUUCACACAUAGGGUGUGACACGUUUAUUCAGUAAAGUGAACAUUUAAGGUGAUUUCAAAGCGAAUUUUACAUAAAUUCUCUUAGUCAACAGUACUUUCAGUUUGGCUACUCUGGCCUUAAAUUUGAAAUUCACUUUGAAUUCUCACUUUAGUAAAUAACCCGGACAGACUGCAAUCAAUUUUUCAGAUUUACAACCAAUGCGUAUGCAGGCUCCCUUAUCGGUGGCAGUGUAUUAAAGCACAGCUUUUUCAUUCAGUGCAUAAGUUAUGAUCCAAGUGGACAAAUGGCAAUAUAUAAAAAAGGUCCCUUACCCCCAUCAUCAUCAGAUUUCUUGAACAUAGCAUACUUUUGCAAUGCUACUUUGCAACUAUGAUACACUAUGUAUUGCAGUUCAAGUAUAUAUUUUUAGAAGCCAGUAUCUUUGUUUGAAAAAUAUACCAGAAACUCAUACAAAUAUUGAUUCUGAUGGCGAGCAGACAAGAACGAAUUGGCCUCGUAGCUGUCUAUUUUAAAACCUUAAGACUGAUUUUCCAUGUCGUGGAUUGCUAUUCCAGGAAUCUCCUACCUUUUCUGUUAGGUACUACUAAAUUAUGUAAAACUGUGAAAAAUGCUAUCUUUUCAAUAAAGUGUAGAAUCUCAAGUUUCUGUUUUAUCCCCAUCUACUCUAUAAUAAAUCAAGUUGCAGCCAAAUACAGCAUCAACCAACUGCAGUGUGAGCUCAGAUGGCACAUGUGCUAAAUUUAUGGAGACACUAUAAUAUCUUAUUCUGUUGCUGUUUUGUCUGCUGGCAGUAUUUACUGUGGAUAAUUAUAUCUUAGCAGAGAUUUAGUAGUUGUUGUAGUUGUUCCAAUUAUCUUAUAAUUCACUGUUCAGCUAUUCUCAGAUUCACAAAGGGACAGCUAUUGGACAAUACCUAUACAUGGUUAGACUAGUUUCUCAAGGGGACGUAUAAUUAUACAGAUAAGUAUUUUUAGAUUGCCAACGUGGGACUAGUUAAUCCGAGGGUCUGCAACUCGUUCCUCAUAGAAAAACUGCCAGUAAUCCUGUUUUCAAUCUUCCUUUGACGUCAGUGGACCUUGACUGUACCUGAUUGGUGAGAGAAAUAUUUUAUCAAUGAAUUUUUGAAUCAUGGUAAUCGCUAAAAUGAAAAAGGAAGUGCUCCAUUCAUUCCACGUGGACUGACUAGGAAUGAUGAGCCUGUAAUUGCCAUAUAUUUUACUGUACCCUUGAAAUAACUUGCACCCUUUAAAUAAUGAUGGACUUAUCCAGAAUAAUUUUUUAUUUAUAGUUCCAUUAAAAAUACAUUUUGUGUUGAAUGUUCAUUUACUAGGAUCAUAUGAAUGUACCACGUUUUCUCCUAAAUUGAUCUGGUUUCUAAAUUUUACAGACACUUGUCAGCUGCUGCAUUAAAAGUCAGCAUUUAUGAAUACAUACAUUAAUGUAACAUUCUAUAUCGAGUGAACUGUUGUUAUUUGGAACCUAUAGUCCACAUUGGCACAAUAUGCUUAAAUCUUCCCCUGUGAAUCGUGGAACCAGCAACAUUGCAAACAAGUUAAAAUAAAGUAGCAUUCCACUUUAAGGAUGCUGAAAAUGACCCUGUUUAUCAUUUUUAAUAUAAAUACUGUGUUGUAAGUAGGCCUACCCCAGUAAAGUUCAUGGAGUUGGUGUUUUUUGAUAGGUUUGUAAUUCCCAUCUUAUCAUUGGCAGACAAGUGCCACCGGCACAUCAAUUAACUUUUGGCAUCACAGGAAUGCAGCCAGGCAUCUCUUCAUUUGUCCCUGGCCCUUAUCCAAAAUGUGCUUCCCUCCCCCUUCUCUCUUUCUUUAGCAUCUUUUUGUUUUGGAGGGAAUUAAUAUUCUGAAGCUGAACCGGCAGCAAUGAUCUCUCUCGAGAUAAAUUGCUUCAUCAGAAAAGGUUCAGAGCCGCUCCGCAACUCCCCAUUCCACCUACCUACAAAUUGGAGCAGUCAUUAAUCUUUGUCAUUGUGCUAGCGCAUGCUAGGAAGGAAAGACACCCCAAACUCCCACUGAGGCUUUGUCUCACAUGAAGAAUAGAGCUUUUUAAGAUUAAAUUGGCCCAGGAUUACAGCACCUAUGAUGGGCAUUUUUUAUUAACUCUCAACUGCAUGCCACAUCAGAUAAAUAGGUAUUAUGUCAUUGCAUGUGGCAGUAAUGCUUCGCUUCUCACUUUUAACCUGUUGUAUGUGAAUAAGCAGUGUGUUCUCAAACCCAAAGGGUUAAAGAAAAAAUGCCAGCAAGAAUUGGCCUUGCCAAUCAAAGUAGAUAUAGGGUACGUUUAGCUUGAUUCUCUGCUGGCAUAAAUUUAAGAUGGUAGGUUUAGCAUUUACUGGUAUAGUUUGUUCAAAAUCAGAAUGUUCUUUUUAAUCUGUAUUUGUUUCUUGUUUAGCAGCUUCUAUGCAGAUUAAUAUUGUUCUGAAGGGCUGCAUAUUAGAAUGCACUUUGUGUUUGAUGUAGAGUCCUCUUUUGGUGUGACCGGGCAGAUACAGGUUGCAACAAGGCAGGGAAGACAUUAUCUAACAAUGUGUAAUCAUUCUGUUAAUAAAUAUUAUUCACAUGGUGGCUGCAAAAUACAGAGUAUGUGACUGAAAUCCAGAUGUAACAUUUUGCUAUGUAAGCCUUAAGGCUUUCCUUAUCGGGUGUGUAUUUGGAGCAGUGUUUUAGAUUGUUCGAACAAUACCAUCUCAGAGUUUUUUUUACUUUCCUGAUAUGUUUGUAGGAAUUAAUAAGAAAAAUAUCUUUGUCUUUAAGCUGAAAGUAGCAUGGUGAUUUUGUAAGUGUAGCACUCCCCUAAGAGAUUUGCUAGGUGAGCUUACAAUUCCCUUGCAGUGCGUUGUAUGUUUGGUGCUUGGGAAAAUGUGCAGGUAAUAUAUUUAAUCAUUUUUCUUUUUUUUGUUUAUACGUUGGGGCUAAUACUUUAACUAUUGAUGCCACCCAAGAGAGCCUUUUGAGUGCAGGGAUAAUUUAUGCAUAGUACCUUUUUGUUUAGUACUUGGAGUUAGAGUAUAAAAUAUCCUCUGCUUGAAGAGUGGUGGCCGUUUACUUACUUUGUGUUAACAAUUGAUUCUUUUCUUUUUUAUUUUUUUUGCACAAUCCAUUCUGUUGUUUUAGAAUUCAUCUUGCUUCUCUUUGUUCCGUAUAGAGGAGAGUGUUGAAUGAUAACCUUAUCUGCAGCUGGUAACCCACAUGCGGACACAGAGUUUCAGCUGGCCACAGGUUCCCGGGGUUGGAUAUCCCGACUCGUUGGAACACACAAAAUAUUUUUCUCACCAGGAGGAAAUGGCUCAUUGAAUUACUAGUCAGACAAUUUAGUAAGGAAAUAAUAGAGGUACAUUCAUUUUAGCCACACAAACACAUCUGGUCGGCACUCGAUCACAAUACCGAUUAUUUGGGUGCCACUAGCAGAGAGCCCAGUACAGUCACAGAUGCUGUUUGAUGAUUAAAGCUUGAGAGCUUCCAGGUUUCUGCAUGGUGAUUUUGGUAUCCCUUUAGCCAACGGUUUGAUUAAUAAGUAGUCUUCAGCAGAACUGCCAGCUGACAAUGUUUUGUUUGCACAGCAAUUGUUUCCACUGGUACAUCUUCAUUUGCACUGAUGGGAGAGAUGAUGAUCACUUAGUCCUUGGCUGCAGUUAUAAGCUGCUCGAUUUUGCCUAUUGAAAAAUGACUUGAAAUGUGGCAUGCUGCACCUUUCCUGUCUGUUUCCUAAGCUCUGAUCUCAUAGGCAUAGUCAAUCAAAAAAGACAGCUCCAAAUCUGCUUAGAUUGGAAAACCUAGCCUGAAAAAUCCAUAAAGAUUGCACUUCUGCAAAAAAAUACAUCUUUGUGAUUAAAAAUGCCCUAAUAUAGCAUAAAGAAACAAAAAGCUAAAUUGUUUGCUUAAAGACAAACUUAUGUAUUUAAGGAUUUACAUGUCCUGUCAGUACAAAAGAGGUGUUGAUAAAUCACAUUUUUAUCCAUUUACUUGAUGCAGCUUUUGUGACCUCUCUAACUCUGGAACAUAAAGCAAUAAAUGUUUGCCCUUCAGAGGAACAGACUAGAUAGAAUGGUCAAAACCAGUAAGUUUAUUCAAAUAAUGCAUGAGCACAAAGAUUCAGAGGUAACCACAGAGCCCCAGGUAUUUCAAAAGGCUUGUACCAUACUUCCUUACCAUCAUGCCCAACUGUAAGCAGUAGUGUAUUUUGGUUUUGUGCUGCCCUAGGCGUGACUAAAACUUGGCGUGACUAAAACCGCUAAUCUAAAUUUGUCUCACCCCACCUCUAACUGAUUAAGAACUCACCCCAUUCCUCUUUAGACUACACCCUUUCCUGCUCCUUUUAAAGGGAUACAAUAGUGCCAGGAAAGUUUUCCUGGCACCAUAGUACCCUCCUCCCUCUUGCUCCCCCCUCCCCCCCCACUCAGCACUCAAGGGGUUAAAACUCCAGUCAUUUACCUGAAUCCAGUGCGGAUAUCCCUCAGCGCUAGAUCGGGCUCCACCUCCUGGCUUGCGUAGGAAAGCAUUUUAUCAAUUAUUUCAAAUGGGGAUUUAGCAGACGCUGGAUGUGCUCAUGCACGGUGUAAGGACGUCCAGCAUCAGUUAGGCAACCGCCACCCGGAAGGAGUUAACCCCUCAACGUAAUUCUUGCAGUUUCUGAGAAACUGCAAUAAUUAAACUUGCAGGGUUAAGGGGAGUGGGGCCCUGCACCCAGACCACUUCAAUGAGCUGAAGUGGUCUGGGUGCCUAUAGUGAUCCUUUAAGGACACAUUCUGACAGGCACACACACAUUCACUGGCAGAUACACACUGACAGUUACACACACACAGACUCAAUGACACAGUCACACACUCAUACUCACAUACACUCACAUGCACACAACAUACACUCACACACACACACUAAUUAUUAUUAUAAUACUUUUAAUUAUUCACCCAGCCUUCCUACCUGUCGUUGGGUGACCAGUGGGGCUGCUGUGAGAGCUGUGCAUGCUGCUGUGUUAGAUUUAGAGGCAGCGAGGCAGCUGAGAUCGCGCUGCUCUACUCCCUCGUGCCUCAUGGGCUUUCUACUAAUGCUGGGAGCCGGAAUUACAUCAUAUUCCGGCUCCCGCGGCAUCCGCAAACGGCGCGCGAGGGAGCAGAGCAGGGAGAUCACAGCUCCCUUGCCGCCUCUGAUUCUAAAAUAGCUACACACUAGGGGGUCCAUAAGGUGGACAGCAGGCCACCUUAUGUAAGCCCCAUGACAGGGGGAAACACCUGGUUAGUGCCGCCCAAGGCAAAUGUAUAAUUUGCCUUGGGCUAAAUACAGCACUAACUGUAAGUAUUGGCAUUCAAUGCUCCUGCUAACUUAUAUAGAAUGUACCAGUCAAUAUGCUUUUAUAGAAGCUUUCUAAGCAUUGUAUUCACAGUGAAGGGCAUUGGACAUCCUCAUGCAUGAGGACGUCCAGUGUCUUUAUAAUCCCUGUAAUUCCUAUGGGGAAGUUCUAACAUACAAGCGGCAUUUGCUGUGCAUGAGCAUUAGGUUCCCACAUCACCGUGACAUCACUAAAGGAGGAGUUCAAUCCAGCACCGAGGGACCUUAGCACUGGAAUCAGGUAAAUGUUAAAACGGGUUUUAAGCCUUUAUUCACUGGGUCAGGUAAGGGACCCUGUACCAUUUGGAAUGCAGUUUUGUAUUCCUAACGUUGUGUAGUUCCUUUUAAUUUCAAAUUCACUUUGAAUUUACUUCAAAUUCUUUAGUGAAUAACCCUGUUAUUCAUCAUUAUGUAACAUUAAAGCGGCACUGUCAUGGCCGAAUGCAGGUUUGUUUGUUUUUUAACCCUGCUCCCAACUCCACUACAUCUAAUUGUCCCCCUAGUCUCCCCAUAUUAUCUAUUUUUAUAUCUUCAUUUCGUGCCCGGACCUUUGUGUGGGCAGGUGAAGUCCCUGUGGGACACGUCAUCUGCCCACAGUAGAUAGCACUGUGAAAUUCUUGCGCAUGCCCAGUUAAACACUUGGGCAUUCGCUAUUGUUCGAAAUUCGGGCAGGAAUUUCAUCUAUUCAUUCGUCAGAAAGACAAAGGAAUUAAUAGAAAUUUCACACGAACAAACACCGAACAUCGGUUUAUUACAAGGAGGGAGCUACCGGCUCACAGCUCUCUCCUUGUAAUAUGUAAAAAUAGAAGCGGAAGGAAGCUGCGUUCCCUCCCACUUCCUUAGCCCCCAUGUCCUUCCUCGCUCUAUGAGGAUCAAUAUAGCAAGUACGGGCUUGUCUACUAAACAGUGAGCAUGCACCCCCCCCCCCCUUUAGAACAAAUGGCUCCAUGGUGGGGCAUCUAUUCUCCAAUUGUCUGCUCUAUAAUGCUCAUAGAAACUUAACAAAAAACAACAAAUCCAAAAUGUAAAGGGUUUUUGUUUUGUUUGUUUUUGUACUAUUUUUUAUUAUUUAUUACUAUUAGUUACAAAAUUCUUAUACUUUGUAUCCUACUUUCUCUAACUGAUUUGCCCACAUACAUUUUCUCUAAUGCUGUACAGUUUGUUCAAUAAAAAGUAUACCAAAUGGCUACAUUUGUGCGAAAAUAUUACUGGAAAAAAAUAUCUUACAUUUUACAGUUUUCCAUACUUGGCUUUUGUAGCUUAGUUUUGUAAAGUUUAGAAUUUAACAAAAUCCCAGUUUAGUGAAUAACUAUUUUUCCACAAGAUCCGCUUUGAUGAUAUUCAGACCCUAUCUAGAUUCAUUGUGUUGGAGAAAAAUAAAUGUAAUACAUUGAGUGAAGGCAGGCAUUUAGGGUAGGAGAGCUUUGUUAGUGUUCAGACUGCUUCAUUUUGCAUAAGGUAAAAAGCAUUGAAGAAACAUAACGUCUUUGCAAUAAUUUCAAUAAUGUAUUUCAGUGUAUGUGUGUGAUUGAUUUUAGAGGAGUAAAUUAAGAGCCAGGUAAAUCCAACAGAGGGAGACAGAGAGUCAGGAGACAGGUUGUCAUCCAGCAGAUUACGUAAUGCUGCUGUUUUGUGAUAGCAACUAGAGGGCUCGUAGUGUAUUGGUGCUAAUUUCAACCCUUCAUCUUUUGGCAUGGUUAUGAUUGAUGUGAGCUGGGAUUAGUCCAAUAAAGUAGCUGAGUUAUCCCAAACCAUUACACUCUUUAAUGCAUUUACAUUAACUUCAACUAUUUCUGUAUGUUGCCCUCAUAUAACCUGCAAUAUAUCCUAUUAUUACUGGAUCAAGCAUGUCCAUUUUAUGCUUCUACAGCAUUUGUGCCUUUUACCUGAUGCAUAUCUGUAUUUGGAAAACCGCAGCAGUUAUUGAAUUGAUUAAUAUAUGAAACGUUAGAUUAUUAUUUCUUAUUACUAGCAUUUACAUACAUAUAUAUUACUAGCAUUUAAAUAUAUAUGUGUGUAUGUGUAUAUAAUAUUACUAGCAUUUAAAUAGCGCCAACAUAUUCCACAUCACUUUAUAAUUAUAGAUAUUUGACAAGUAGGUGACCUGCAAAAAGAGGUGGGUUUUAUUGCAAGACCUUUUUUAUCUACUCUUAUAUAAUACUGUUCUUUUGAAUUUUGUUUGUACUGAUCAGUAUUGCCUACCAUUUGCACUCUAGGUAUUUUAAGAACUACAUAUUCAAUGACUCUUAGCCAGGUUAAAGCAUGCAUAACACAUAACGGGAUGUGGUGGUUCUCGAAAUGCCUAUGGGUUCCGAGGUUAGCCACCACUGAUAAGGUGUAUUGGCUAGAUCUAUAGAUGAGUUACAUGCAAGGUAUGGGCCACCUAUAGAAUUUCUAGUAACAAGAAGUCAUGUGGAAUGUGUGAUUGAGAAAUGCAGAGCUACACUUUAAUUUCAAUACCAAACAAACCAUAAAGAACAGCAACACCAAAAUCUAUACCCCGUAUUUUCAACAGCAGUAGGUGUUGGAAUUCAAAAAAAUUCAUGAAAUGGCUAUUUCUCCAGCACCCAAGCAGGAUGUGCCAAUCUGUUUACGUUGUUCUUAUUCCCCAGUAAACUACUUGUAGUCUAACGACAUCAUAACUAACUUUGUCACUGGUCUUUGGGUUCUAUUGCACUGUCAGUUGUUAUUAACUUCUGUUUACUCUCCAUCUUUUACAAUAUACUAAGAGCCCUGCAGAGCAGUUGUAAAUGAAAUGCCUUUUUUGUUGCCAGAAGCAUGUACCUCCGGUAUAUGCAGAGAUAGGAUGUCUGUUACAUUGCAUACAUUUUGCUUUGUAGUGGUAUAAAGGCUCAGGGGACUUUCCAGAGGUCUCUUAAGCUUGCUUUGCAUUAUCUUCACAACAAGAAGGUGGGCUUCAGCACAGGACACAAAAGCAGUCCUUUAAAAUGGGGCAAAAAAAAAGUUUAUAAGGCUUCAAAUUUUAAAAUAACAAAAAUGACCUCAUCCCAAAAGUGAGACCGCAGACAUUUAGAUUACCUCAUCUUUCUAUUGGUAAUUUAAUUGUAAUCAUUUUAGCAUAUUAACAUAGCACAAUGUAAUCUAUGAACAAUAUGACAUAAUAUUGACUGAUGAAACACUUAUUCCUCCUUUUGUUGUCAUUAUAUAGUUUUAGCCCUUGUUGCUAGUGUUAACGUGUCCUACAGAAAAACUAGUGAUAAAGUAAGCAAUUGCUUUACAUGCAUGCCAGCAUUUUAGUUGGUUAAAGAGAGGUGCUUUAAAUUUAGUGUUGUGGCCAGUAGGUGGACACAUUUUAGGGAAGUUUUAAGGGACUUUGUGACCUAAUUGCCCCUAACAAGAAAAUGUAAUUUAGAAUAAAUUUAGACCAAUAUAUUUUUAUUUUCGCAAGCUAAUUUAUUUACACAUUUACUGUAGUUUUUUUCAAUUUGACAAUUUGUAUUGCUUUUUAGGGUACAGAAGAGAAGAGGUGGUUAGAGGGGGGGGGGGAGGGUUUACCCAGUGAUCCAUAAUCAUUCCAGUACCCUUUAAAUACAUCAAAUUUAGCAGAUAAUUUAACAUUGUCCACUUUCUCACUCUCAGUUGAGUAUUGGGGGUUAUUCAAGUGUAAAAGCUUUCUGGGGUAAACCUGUGAUCAGUGUGGUGAUAUGUUGGGCCUACUUCGUUGCUCUUAAAGGCUCAUAGUAGUAGCAUAUAGGUGGGGUCAUCGGUGGCUGGGUGUCAUGGCUCAAUGGGGAGGGAUUCAUUUGGGGCGGGAGCAGGGAGAGUAGUUGUCUCUGCAGUUUGCUGGUGGCAAUGACUAUUGUGGUGUUAUCUUUGCACCUGUCUGUUGCAUGUGUUUCAAUGUGUAUUUAUUGGGGCUGUUAUGGCUGUUCCUGCCAUCUUGCCUGGUUCUUGUUGGUGGUUCUUCAUUAUGAGAAAAUACUUGUUUGUCCUGUGUUUAUGGGGGGGGUGGGGGAGGGUGAGCGAGUGGAGAAGAAGGGUAUGUCUCUGGGGGGCAUCGGCCCCGUUUUUGGGAAUGCUUGUUUAUAUUUCUUAGGGGGUGUUUAGUGUGAUUCUGUGAUUUUUGCCAUGUCGUCCACGCUUCGGACAAGAAUUUGGCGUUUGAUUGGAUGCGUCUGGCCAUAUUUUCGUAUUGACUGUUGGUCUCCACCACCUGUAUGCAUUGAUCAAUUGUGGGGGAAGUUGUUGCUUUCCACUGCCUACUGAUAACUGUGAGGGCUGCUAUGAUGAUGUGAUAGAGGAGAUAGCAUUGUUUUUCGGUAGGAGCAGGAGUAAGAUUGUCUCGGGUCUGUAAGGAAGUCUUAUUCCUGUGCAGUUUUCUGCUAAAGCAGCCACUUCUUGCCAGUAUGUAGUGAGUAGAGGGCAGUGCCAUCAGGUGUGGAUCAUUGAUCCUUUGUCUGUUUUGGCAUCGCCAACAUGUAUCUGAUGUGUCGGGGAAGCUUUGUUUAAGGAGUGUGGAGACUAGAUACCAUCGGUAUAGGAUUUUGCAUGAUAGUACAGCAUGGGACAUGCAUAGCAUCAUCGGCCAAUGGGCUGAAAAUGUCUCUUUCCAUUGGGAGUCGGUUAAGUUGUGUGUUUUCCCAUGUCUUUUUAAAAUGGAAUGAAUUUAUUCUUUGUGUUAAGUGUUAUAUACUAUUAUACUAUUGAGAUGAGUUUUUUAGGUAGCUUGAGCUUUAAACAUAUUUUCUACACUUCUGUUAAUUGCAGUCUUGAUAGUUUUACUAUUAUGGAUGUUGGUUGUGUUUUCAUCCAAGAUUGAAGUUGCAUGCAGGAGAAGUGAGCUAUAUUAGGUAGUUUGAAUUGCGCCUGGAGUUCGGUGAAUUUUUUGAGGUUGGAAUCUUGGAGAAGUUGGGACAUAGUAUGUGUCUGCUCCAGAUCAGAUAGUUAAAGUCAGGAAUGAGGAGUGACAAGGUGACUAGUGGUAGGGCUGGACAGGUGUGCUGUGCUAUGCCCAGGUUAUUUUGGUAACUCCCAUAGGGUUAUGGUAAGUUUUGUUGUGGGUAGCAUGUUGUGGCUCGUGGGUCGCCUAUCUUUGGGUAGCAAUGCCAGCUGCGUUAGGGGGAUCCCUUCAGUGAAACUUCGUUCUAUCUGCAUCCAUGCUAGCGGGUGUGUGGUGGAACGAGGAUAGCAAGGGGGCAAUGUGAGCAGCCCUGUAGUAGCCUGACAGGUCCGGCAUUCCCAUUCCGCCAUGGUUGAACAGUUUGUACAUUGUCGAUUUUGCUACUCAAGGUUUGACGUUCCCCCAUACAAAUGAGUUUAGGAUCUUUUGCAUGUCCUGGAGAUACUUUGCUGGGAGUUGCAAUGGAAGUGUUCUAAAUAGAGAUUGGAUUUUUUAUAAAAUACCAUUUUAGCUGCCGCUAUCCUGCCAGUCCACGAGAGAUGUUUUCCCCGCCACCCCUGCAAGGUGUUGAGUCCGAUAAGUAUCUUGGUUUUGGAACCCUGUGGACCCGAUCAACCAGCAGCAUAUCUGCAGGGAUUUCUGGGGCAUAGGCAUGCAUAAGGCCCCAUGCAUAUACUUGGAGGUUGCACAGGUUAUUUUUUUGUGCCCUGUCCUCAGCUUCGGCCAUGCAGGUUUCCAUAGUCUCCAGUCUUGUACAUGAUCUGCCAUAUCGUUGUGUGCGCGGAGACCAUUUCCUUGCAUUUUUUCUCCAUGUGAGAUGUUCUAGUGGUCCGGUCCAGGACCUCUUUCUUUAGUUGGUCUGCUGUGGAUUGCCACGAGUGUAUGAGCUUAGAAGACAUAGCUUCCAUGGCUCGCUCAAAAAUUUAUUUUGUAAGGCUUUCGGUUGUUUUGAACACAUUCGGAGUUGCCAUGUGGUUGCUGGCAUCUGAAUCUUCAGCACAAUCUUGCAAGGGAGCCUGCGUGGCCUCGGAUGCGGAGGAUGGUUUCUGGCUGAAAACAUUAAUCUUUUUAGCUUUAGAGGUAAUUGUUUUGUCUUGUGUUGAGACAUGCUGAGAUGGGGAGAUUCUGAGGUUUCUGCGGUGUAAAUUAUCGUUAGAUCUGGAGCCCAUGUGCCAGAGAAAUUUCUUACGCGGCCAUCUUGCUCAGCGGUCAGCGGUAUACAUUUACUGUAGUUUAAAGACAGAUUAUUGUAAGUUUUAUUGCCGUGAUGUUUUCAUAUACACUUAAAGACACAAAUGUUGCCAUUCCUAGAGAAGAGAGGAUUUGAGUGUAUCGACUACCAUAAGGACAGCACUUCCUUAAAAUGGAAGACUUGAAUCUGCUGAGCAUUCUCUCAGAUUUAUAGUUUGGGUUUGUUUUUUUUUGUUUUUUUUGUUUUUUUUAGCAAAGCAUUCUUUUAUAGGUAGCCACUUAAUUUCCAUUUGCUGUUAUCUCAUUUAUAUUUUUUAUCUGCUAUGACCAUUUUGACGUUUCAUUGCAAUCUUUGUUUAGUUAAUUUGCCCUUAGGUGUGGUUCUUAGCCAUUCAAAAAAUGCAUUGCUUUUCUUCGUUGUUUAGUGCCAAAUCACUUGUUUACGGUUUUCAGCCAAUGCAGAGAUUUGUAACACGGCAACUUGUUGUGUAUAGAGACAUUACCUUAACUAUCAAAACUUUUUAAAGAAAAAUGAAAGCUGUUUUUGGGCCAAUUGAAAAAUGUCUAAAUAUGCAUUUUAUUAAUAUAUACAUUACAUAAAGUUAAUUCUACAUGUUUUGAAUUAAUGACUAGAUGGUGAUUUGAGAGGGUUUAGGUAAACAGAAAAUGUGUAUAUCCGUAGUUUCAUCUAGUAAAUUAUGUCUCCUUUGUAAGUGAAUGUGGGUAUCUCAAAUAUAUUCAUAACUGUCUUCAGCCGGGGACUUUUUUGUUUGUUUGUUUCACACCCAUGGAGUUGAGCGAGGUGCUUUAAGCAGAUGAGAUCCUGAACUCGUUCACAGCCCACUGGAGGGCUAUGAGAUCAUGAAAAUGCCAAAGCUCUGAGCAAUGCGACUUAUUCCUAGCAGCGGGAUUGUAAAGCAGAAGACAUGCAGUAUGAUCUCACCUUCUUCCCUCCCCUAUCCUCUAAACACUGGCGCACACACAAUCUUUUUCUUACAUUGUCCUCAGGGUAUUAAGCGUUCUAGGAUAGCUCUAAUCUAUUUCUGAGUCCUUAAUCAGUGUAACACAUGCUACGGUCUUUUCAUCUGUAACACAGCAGUAUAUGCAGUACUGUACACUGUGUGAUAGCACUAGUCCUUGUAUUAUGGAAACACCAACGGGUUUUGUUUAGUGCCAAGGAAACGGCAAAUCACUAGCUUACGGCUUUGAGCUGAAGCCGGGAUUUGUAACACACACCGUUCAUUCGGUAGUUAUUGAUGUCAUCAUUUAUGAAGCACUAACAAAGACUAUGACCAGUAAUACUGAACAGCAGCAAGAUGAGUGAAGUCUUUUGUAUACCUAAACACAACUUAAAACAUUAUUCUCUUAGCACUUUGAGCAAGAUGCUUACUGUUCCGGCAUGCCAACAGUUAAAGCUCUAAUAUCUAAAAAUGUAAGAGAGUUUUUGUUUCUUCAUAUUGGUAAAUUAGUCUAACAGAUUGGGAACGUAUUUAAUGUUUUAUUGUACUUUGACUUACCGAAAGUGACAUUUGUGCCUUAACUCGAAAGAUAAUUACUUAACAGCUCCCUUAGCAACAAGCGUUAAUGGCAUGGCAUAGCUGUAUACUCCAGAGCUCUGGCCUCUCGGGAAAUUGAAGAUAUUUCUCCCAAGUGCAUAAAAACCUCCUUAAAUCUGAAAUGCUCUAACGAUCACUCUUUUAACCUUUUGUUGCUGGCUACUCUUGCAAUGUAAAAUUAGAGAGAUUGUACAUGUAUGCGUAAUAUAUAUUACAAUGUAUGAACAUCAACAUGUAAAUCAUACAUUUAAAUUAUUAACAAUGAUGAACACAAUUUAAGGCCAAAAUACCCAAUCUGGAAAUAUUAUCCAUUUCAGCUUCUGUGUCUUAAAAUUUAAAAUUUACAGGGCGCGGGGCUGUCUGUCAUGGCGAGAGGUCUCAUUUCACAAGAGCUCGUACCAAAUCCCUGCCUAAAGCUCAUCAGCCAGCUCUAGUAGCCCUCCAACCGGGGUCAACAGCAUACUCCUGUACCCCCCACACUUCCUGUGGUCACUUGCUGCUGUAUGGUCAAAACCUGUAACCGCCAUUAGUGGGGCCUGGCGAGCACUCGGGAAGAGAGAAGCGGCCGAUCCCUCUGUCAGGAUUACAAGUUGAUCCAGCACGUAGAAUUGUAUCACACCUAGGAUUAAAAGGUAAUGUCUUACCGGGCCUUACAAGGGCCAGACUUAACGUACCAAAGAAUAGUCAGAAUACUUGCCGAGGUCGGGGAUACAGAAAGAGACACAACGAUGAGGGAAAGCCAAAAGUCAGGCAUACCAGAAUACAGGGAAGUCAAAUACCAGAAAUAAACGCUCAGGAACACACUCUCGGACAACCACUAAGGGAAACCACUACAGGACAAUGAGUAGAAGGAGUAGGUAAGUUUAAAUAUCCUUCUUGUGGAUCCGAUUGGCUGUAACCAGCCUUUGACUCCAUAAAAUGCGUGUGCGUUCUUUACGUGACGUCACGCACACGUCAACGUUGUCAAUACCAUGGGAGGACGUGGGGUUACAAAUUUGUGUAGAUCCGCAGCAGCCGGCGUCCAUCAACAUGCUGCAGGGGUCCGACAUAUUGACGCAUGGCCGCUGAAUGGCACUACCACACUUAUUGGCAAGGCAAUUAUAUUUAGUGUCGCAUUGUGAGGAUGAACAUGUUACACUCUCAGCCUGGCGCAGACAGGACUCCACCACGCUGAUGCCCCGCAGCCCAUCCCCUCCCUCCCCCCCCCUUUGGACCGGUGGGGUGAUCCCGGUCCCCACCCUGGAAGCUCCCCAGACCCAUCUGUGCCCUGUGGUAGAGCCGCAAUCACUGACAACACAGACAGAGGUACACUUAAAAUGGCGGACACCACGUGUUCCCUGACCUGCCUGGGAGAUAUGCCUACUAUCUCAUGCCAUCUGGACGAAGUGUUUGCUAACUGCUGGAGGAGGCUGAGGGACAGGUGGGCCCGAGCACGUUCAGUAAGUAGUCCACCCUCCGCUGGGCUUUCCGCGACUCACCCACUGCCGACCUGCACCUAUCACUGCACCACCAACCCACAAGAGGAGGCAGAGGUCAAACAAACAGGCCUCUAGGAGGCGAGCUGCCCGACCAGCACAACAACUGCACGGGGUCAGUGCAGCAAGAUGAGGUAAGGAGCAGACAACUAGAACCCCUACAAGACCAACUGCCUGAACAUGCAGCACCAAUCCUGAGGCUCUCCACAAAUCGGGAGGACUGUAACCAACCUGCUAAGGGCAUUGUCAGAAGCUAGCCAGACACCCUACAGCAUCCUACUUCACCUUUAUGCAAAUUUUGGUUUUCUUUACUUUAUCAGCAUUUAUUUUUAAAUCUGUUGUGAGCCUGAUUCUAUAAUACCCAGGGAACAGUAUAGGGUGGCCCACUCUGGGUAGUUCAAAGUUCUCAAGCAUGCCUAAAUCACUCUUUAUACCUACAUUAUCUAGCAUGUAUACUUUCAUAUAUUAUUUGACAUGCACUACUCUCCAUGUCUAGUUACCCUUAUUUGAGUCACAGCAACAGUCUAACAUAGUACCUAGAUGUGUGUCCAGACUAUUGAAAUAAUAAAAAUUUGCAGUAUUCUAGAAAUGCCAUACAAAUGUUUUACCAUGCCUUAUGUAUGUUGGCAAUUGCUGCUGGGCCAUUGCCAGCUUGUUGUAAUGCUAUGCACAGUAAAAAUAAAGAAUUUUUAAAAAUGUAAAAAAAAAAAAAAUGAAAUUUAAUGUGAAUUCUUGACCAUUCUCUGUUUUGAGUAACCCCAAAAAUGAUUGUAUAAUACUGAAAAAGAACCCCUGUUUUGACAUAAGUUCUCUGUGUACCACCUGUAAAGACUUUGCUAAAACAUAUCAACAUAUAGUCUUUCUCAAAGAAGACACCAUUUAUAUCAGCCAUUUUCGCCACGUUUAUCACAAACUUUAUAUGUUCUGACUGUUAAUAUUCAUUGUUUUACUGACACAAAAUUAUUGAUCCCACCUGUUAAAUGACUUCUGCAGUUGUAUACACACCAUUUUAUAUCCAUCUCUAUCUUUCAAUAAAUAGUGUUAAUAAAAUACUUUCAGAUUUUUACAUUGUGAAACAUUGUUGUUAAGCUGUAGUGCAUGUGACACAUACUUAAUCAACUCCUUAAAUCAUGACAUGUUGUUGGAAACCGUAGCUCUAAGGGAUAGUUGGUUUGGAAAACUUGUUACUUCUGGUACAUAACUUGGAAAGUGGUGAGAAUGACUGGCACAGAUAGCCUAUGUUUUUGCAUUCCAGAUUGGUCCAUCUGUUUUAAUGUUUACAAACUGCUUUACUGUAUUCAUAUGAUCGCCAGGUGAAUAGCCCAGUCCAUAGCACUGCUGUUCCUCAUUUCAAAUAUCCAUUAGAGUCCUAUUAUCAAAAUAAUCAAAUGUCAUGUGCUGUAUAACUCUGUCUCCAUAGGGUAAGUUUUACCUGCUAAUCGAAGAGCUCAGCCAGCUGUUCCGUUCCCUGGUGCCUAUCCAGCUGUGGUAUAAAUACAUCAUGGGCGAUGAUCCUUCAAGUACCUACUUCUUAGGAGGCAUUCUCAUCAUCUUGUACAGCCUGUGUAAGGUGAGCUAUCCUUGACUGUCUAUAUAUAACGAUAGCAGGUUUUGAAAAAAAGUGCAAAAACAGAAUGAGCAGUAAAAAGUAAAAAAUUUUGCUUUUUUUUUUUUUUUUCUCUUCCUAAAUGCUUUAUUCAUUUAAUCUAUGCACUUCUAUUCUACCAACCUUUCAGCCAAUGAAUACUGUUCAAAUCUAGUAUGAGCUGGUAUGAUAAUGUUGUAGUUUGAACUCCCCCUAUAUCAAGCCAGCUCAGAACAGAAGGACUGUUCAUCCAAUAUAGCAGUGUAAGCGUCAAACUAUUUGUAAACAAUUUGACAGAUUAUUGACAAACAGUGCCUUGGGACUCCUGGCACCAUAUCUAAUGUAAAAUGCUCUUGCUUGCUUCAAAUAGCAAAUACUCAUGUCUGUUUAAAAAAAUUGUUGUUGUUUUUAAAUCCAGUCCUUUGAUAUCUGUGGUCGUAUCGGAGGCCUACGGAAAGCACUGAGGAUUCUUUGCCACCCUCAGGUAUUUUAUUUUGAUUUGAUUAUCUUUAUUUUAAAUUUUUCUUAUUAUUUUAUAUAUUUUUAACAUACAUUUUAAUUGAAUAUAGAAGAAAAAGAACACUGCAAGUAUUCAGUAGCAUAUAUAGAUAAGAACCGGUAUAAUCAAUAUCUACCAUUACACACAGGUGUUUGAAAGUCUGAACAUUAAUUCACACCACAUAAAAUGUAUCUUGUGCACUGGAGCAGCACCCCGUCUUAAAGGGACACUACAGUCACCAAAACAACUUUUGUUUAAUGAAGCUGUUUUCGUGUAUAGAUCAUGCCCCUGCAGUCUCGCUGCUCAAUUCUCUGCCAUUUUGGAGUUGUCACUUUGUUUAUGCACUCCUAGCCACACCUCCCUACAUGUAAUCUGCACAGCCUUCUUAAACUCUUUCUGUAUAGUGAGAUCUAAUGUUUAUACUUACUUUAUUGCAAAUUCUGUUUAAUUUCCAAUUUUGUAUCUCCUGCACUGUUGAUGGUUUGAUAGACCUUGCACGAGCCUCUUGUGUGUGAUUAAAGUUCAGUUUCAGGAUAUGUAACUUCUAAUGUAAGUUAACAUCUGAUUAAAAAUUAAACCAUUUUUAUGCAAGCUGUCAGUCACAGCCUGGGAGGUGUGGCCAUGGCUGCGUAAACAGAAACAAAAGUGAUUUAAAUAACAGAUAAUUAAGCAAUGAGACUUCAGGGGUAUGAUCUAGGCACAAAAACGGUUUCAUUAAGCUAAAGUUGUUUUGGUGAUUAUAGUAUUCCUUUGAGUACACAAAAAGUAAGAGGUGUGAAAAAAAGGUUUGAAAAGUAGGCGUUGGGGAUAGAAGAUGGAUUAUUAUAAAACAAUGGUGGAGCGAAAGGUUAUUGUGAAGAACUAUUUUUCUCUUCAGAAUUUCCAAUUCCAUUGAAGCAUAUUCAUACCAAGCAGCUCAAAGCCUAGCAUUUUCUACUCUGUCAAUCAAUUGUUGUACUACAUGCAUUAUCCAGGCAGGGGCAAUGAUUUUGCAGCAUUUAGUAAAGGAUCUUUGUAAUACUAGAUAUCGGGCCGUUUGUAUGAUGCAAGAGCAUUAAAUUCAGUUUGAAUGGUGCUGGAAUACCCACAACUGCUCAGAGCUGAUAGAGUGCAAAUACAAUGCUUUUUUUAUAACUCCAAAUAAUCACUUGCAAUUUAUUUUUUUGUAUCUUAUACUCAUUGGCCCUUGAUACAACAGGUCAAAGAGUGAGAUAAAUGCAUAGGUCAUCUUCCCAUUUAAUCUUAGAAAGGAGCAUAACCAGUUCUGGCUACAGAACCACAUGUUUGAAAUACCAUUUUCAAUAUACUUGUGUUUGUCACAAAUCUGUUUAAACUCUCAUUUGUCUAAAGAGGUCUUGGUAUAAGCGUAUAGGGUAUGUAGUACCAUCAGGGCAUAGCAGAAUCACUCCAGCCUAGAGGAUUAGCCAUUUAGAAGCAGGUCCCCAGAAUGCUCAACCACAUUUGGUCAUAUAGAUGUCUCAAUCAUUUGUGGUUUCCCUAUCUUUCAAAAGAAGUUAUAAUCAUAAAGCUUAUUUACAUCCUGAAUUAACUAAAUCCCAAAUACUCUAAGGGGCCUAUACAUCAAGCAAAUGGGAUUGCUGAUUGCACCCAUUGCUUCUGGUACUGUGGCAUUCAAAAUCUCAUACUUGUAAGUAUUGAGAUUGUGUGUGAUGUUGCUCUACGAAGUACAUCAUCUACAAAUGCAGACACUUUCAAGGUUAUUACUAAAGUGAGAAUUGUUAAAUUUAAUAGCUGACCUGGAAGCAUGGCUGAUUUGGAGAGUUGUUGCAGUUUGGCUACUUUGGCCUUAAAUGUAAAAUUUGAAACAAUUCUUAUUUUGGUAAAUGACCCUGUUUACAUUCUGUGUUUCCUGUGCUGGGAAAUAGAGAUGUUAUCUUUUCUCUACAUUGUGGCCAUGAAGGUUUCAAGAUUUUAUAAGAAAGAUGACAAUGGUUAUCCUAGUCUGGUGUCUCUCCAAAUAUGGACUUUGGACAACAGGGUAUAUUGAUCCCCUGGUUCUACAUACAAUAACUCCACCAGUUUGCAAAUAUUACACCCCAACCCAUAUGACUCAAGUUAAUAUGCAUAAAGCGCCAGUCUGCCUAGUGAAAAGCCUUCUAUAUAAUCUUAUAUAACCGUAAUUAGUGUCUAUUGGGUUCUUUGAACAAAUACAUUUAAUUUAUUAUUAUCGCCAUUUGUAUAGCUCCAACAGAUUCCGUAGCGCUUUACAAUAUUAUGAGAGGGGGGAUUUAACUAUAACUAGGACAAUUACAAGAAAGCUUACAGGAACGAUAGGUUGAAACGAGCAUACAGUCUAUCGGAGGUGGGAUGUAAAACACAAUAGGACAGGAAAUAGCAAUCAAAUAAGAUGGGAGUGAAGCAGAGCUGGAGGAGAGAGCAAGUAUGUAAGGUAGAGGUUACUUGAUGUUCUUAUUGUUUUGUCUCUUGACCCGGUAUAAAACCAGAUUUAUCUAGGUGAGCUAGGGCCCAGUGACCCAUCUAAAUCUUUAUGAUGAAUUCCUUUAAACAAAAAACUGUUGGUCAACAUGGAGUAUGGAAAUUGAAUUAGAACACUGGGCAAGUUUCAGGUCCUUAUCCUCCUUAGUAUGGUUGGUAAUGUGUGCAGGAGAAGUACCUCUGUGAAAAGUCCCAUUCUCUUAGACUGAGUUGAGGACAAAGAUUCUCACCACACAAUUUAUAAUAUUUCAAGGUUAGAAGUAUAAUUAAGAUUUGCAGAGCAUUUCAUUUCUGACUUCUAUGUUUGAUGCCUCGUUUCCUUGCUAUCACACCUGUACUGAUAAAGCAAAAAUUUGUGCCAUGUAGUAUUGGAUAUCAUUCUCUCGUUUGCUUUCUUUAAUUUGAAACUUUGUGAUAUACACACUUAAUCCUUUGUGUGGUUCACCUUAGCACGAGAUAGUGUAGUAGGUGUACAUUAUGAUAUGAUGCUAUAUGGUGGUUAAUGCCUUAGGUUCGUGUCUAAAGAUACUCUAUUGAUUCAACCUCCUGACCUCAUCUGAUUACUUAAGUACUUAUGUUUUUGUGUAUUUUCCCUACCUUAAUGCCUCCAAAACACACUCCGUGUAAUGGGAUUAUAUAAAUAAAUAAUUAGGUUUCUCUUCUCUUUAACCUUUUCUUGUCCAAGCAGAAGUAUGGAGUCCGUGCCACCAGCCAGCAAUGCAGUGAAGCAGGUGAUAUCUGUGCCAUUUGCCAAGCAGACUUCAAAGAUCCAUUGAUCCUGAUUUGCCAGGUAAGAUUUAUUUAGAUUUGUACUUUAUUUUCUGUCUCCAAUUCAAAGAAAAUCUACAUUGUAAAUCAGUUAUAUUGUUAUUAGAGUGACCUUUUGCUGGCAGAGGAUUGAGCAGUACACACAUUGUUUGCCCCUAAAAAGUUUACAAUAACUCUGUUUUUUAACCCCUUAAGGACUAAACUUCUGGAAUAAAAGGGAAUCAUGUCGUGUCCUUAAGGGGUUAAACACAUGAGCGAUUCCCGUUUUGCUAGAUUGUCUGUUUUUCCAUGCAUCCAGGCAAACGUUACUGAACAUAAGAUAAUAUUUAGUUUUAUAUACAUUUUGCUAACUGUUUGACUGGCACAGUGUAUAUGUAAGAUUAUUAGGUACAAUCACAAGUAAAGUUUAUAGAAACAUUUUGCUUGCAUAUAACUCUGUGUUUGUAGUAUACUACAAGAAACCGUUUCACUCUUUUAUUCCAUAACAUCAGGUAACAAAGAAAUGUGGGCUAUUGAGACAUUACUACCUAGUUAUUAAUCCCUCACCCCACUGCACAUUGUGUGUACUAAGAUGCCUUCUCUCGUUGCAAUGAGAAGUUGAUUCUUAUUAUGUCUUUAGUGGAUAUAAAGAGGUUUAGCAGAGACCUGCAUGUUUUCUUAUUUAAAGAGGGGACCAAGAUGCCAGUCCUGGGAACUCCAUAUUUUUUAUGUGUGUGCAUGUAUGGGAAUGAGGGCUUUGUACAAAGAAAAUAAAGAAAUGGAGGAUGCAACAAGGAACGGAAAGGAAUGGUGUACUGAACAGUGCAAUAGCCUAUAUAAAACUUAACAUUUAAUGAGUCAGAUAAAAAGUCCAACUAAUGGACUGGAAAAAACAAGAUUAACCGCAAACAAAAAAAAUAGUACUAUAAAAAGAAUAUAAAAAACGACUAGGAAAAGUGUGGGCUGACACCUUGAUACACUCUUGUGGGAGCACGAGAUAAACAAAAUAUGGAUAAAGGUGUCAAGCCUCUUAAAUAGUUUAGUGCAGGAAAUAGUUGAGAUAAACCCACUCUAAAUACUAGCAAGUAAUAGUAGAAUACUGUAUCAAUAGCCCAGCAAGAUUUUGUGUACAGGAGUGUAUAUGGCUAACCAGAGCAGAUAGGGGUGGUAUACAUAUCUCUAGUAUUUAGAGUGGGUUUAUCUCAACUAUUUCCUGCACCAAACUAUUUGAGGUUUGACACCUUUAUCCAUAUUUUGUUUAUCUCUUGCUCCCACGAGAGUGUAUCAAGGUGUCAGCCCACACUUUUCUAGUGGGUUAAUAUAUUUAUUUGUAUGUGUGUCAAUUUUUAUAUUCUUUUUAUAGUACUAUUUUUUCAUUUUUGUUUGCGGUUAAUCUUGUUUUUUCCAGUCCAUUAGUUGGACUUUUUAUCCGACUCUUCAAAUGUUAAGUUUUAUAUAGGCUAUUGCACUGUUCAGUACACCAUUCCUUUUUGUUCUUUGUUACAUCCUCCAUUUUUUAUACCUACACAAAAUGCAGGUUAUGGUGCGUGAAGUGUUCCUUUAUCAAAAUGUAUUACUAGUUUAAAGGAACAUGACAAACGCCAUAACCACUAUACCUGGGGUCCAAAGAGUGCCCAUACCCUCUCCACUACACCUGCAGAAGAUUUAGACACUCCUACCCAGGAGAUUCUAUUAGCUCUCCAGAGCUAAGCCCUUUACCUCCAAGCUUAGCUGAGACAGAGAGCUUCUGGCUUCCUGUAGCUGUAGUGGAGGCAAAGAAGCAGUGCCAAAUGGACCCAAGAUAAGAAUUUACACCACUUUAAUAAGGUUUAAUAAUUUAGCACCAUAUCCAGUACAGUGUGCUGUAGUGGUUAUCAUGUUUGGAGUGUUCCUUUAAGCAGGGCACAGUCAUUUGUACUGCUAUUGGUUUCUGACUGGAUAGUGACAUGUUUUAUAUGUGUUAGCCAAAAGUAUAAUGUUUAACCUGCUAGCAGACAAGUCAUAUCACUUUAUUUUCCAAUUAUAUUUAUUUAUACAAAACUUUGACAGCAAUUUUGAUGACCCAGAUUUUUUUUGCAAGAAUACUUCGAAAUAAUAAUACAAUUCUGUAAUAUUUCUGUAAUGUUGAGAUUUACAUAGUUAACAUGGUUUAUUGUGCUCGUAUUUACCACUACAAGGCAGUUCAUGGUCUGUUUCAUGUUUUACACUGAUGUCUUCAGGCUUUCUGAACAAUGUCUUCUCCUUUCCCACAGCAUGUGUUCUGCGAGGAAUGCUUGUGCCUUUGGUUUGACAGGGAGCGAACUUGUCCUCUCUGCCGCUCUGUUGCAGUGGAAACACUUCGCUUAUGGAAAGAUGGCUCCACAUCUGCUCACUUUCAGGUCUACUGACACUGCAUGUUAAUUUAUGCAUAAAAUGCCGUAUAUAAGACUAUCUUCUCUAACCACAAAGAGCCUAAUGACCAUUUCUGUGGUUUUCCAUUGGUGAUGAUGUUCUAAUUGCCGUACUCAUGAACUUUGAAGAGCUGAACCUGUGAUUAAAGAUCCCUAAGCCUGUUGGUCGAACUUGAGCUGUGCAAAUCAUUAUUUCUAUUAUAUGGGUUUGUGAUUUAUUCUACCAGUUUUUCCGGCACACAUGCUAGUGAUUAAAAAGUUUAGUUGACUGGAUCCAUUGAGGAGCAUUGACAAUCAGUCAGGAAGUAUGCUAACGCCUGUUUGUGUUGUCUCUCUGUAUAUCGUUAUUAUAUGAACACUUUGCAUGCAUGACUUGUAUCAAUGAGAUUUGUGGCACGGUACAUUCUAAUGCAGAUAUCUAUCCUGCAAACACUCUUUCUUCAUGUAGUUGCAUUUGUUAAACUCAGUGGUACCAAAUGUCUCAACAGAUUAUUUUUGCUGUCGUGUUGAAAUAAAAAAAACCAUUUUUUACAAAAACAUUCCUAACUAGAUUAUUAGACUCCCGCUACUGUGGAGCUAUGUUUUAACAUGUGCAUUAAGUGACUGAGCAUCAUGGAAGUUUUACUGACAUUAGCUAGCAAACUACUGUGCUAAUUUG